Coregonus sp. 'balchen' is the source of this 45423-nucleotide messenger RNA. NCBI's taxonomy places the organism in Eukaryota, Metazoa, Chordata, Actinopteri, Salmoniformes, Salmonidae. The record is from the annotation of a GenBank genome assembly.
AUGCGACAGUGGUGCCUCCCGGCUGCGGCACCGCGAACCGAACCUCUGCCCACAGGGCGCCUCUCACCCCCGCUAUCAGGUAGGCUGCAGGCUGGCACUGGAAUGCCACGGUCACGGGCAAUGACACGCAUUAUUUUACAAUCAAUGCACAUAUUAAAUUAUUAAUGUACAGUACAUACUAGCAUUCAACAUCAUGGCAAUAAAUACAUAGGCUAUUUUAGCCCAAGUUAUGGUUGUUGUUGUUUUUUUCCCCAAAUGCUCCAGACACUUCCUUUGAAAAGCUGUUGCUAGUGGGUAGCUACAGUGCAUUCAUAAAGUAUUCAGACCCUCUGACUUUUUACACAUUUUGUAAGUUACAGCCUUAUUAUAAAAUUGAAACAAUUGUUUCCCCCCCCACACACACACACUCAUCAAUCUACACACAAUACCCCAUAAUGACAAAGGGAAAACAGGUUUUUAAAAUAUAGAACGGAAAUAUCACAGUUACAUACUUUAAGUAUUCAGACCCUUUACUCAGUGAUUACAGCCUCAAGUCUUCUUGGGUAUGAUGCUACAAGCUUGGCACACCUGUAUUUGGGAGUUUCUCCCAUUCUUCUCUGCAGAUCCUCUCAAGCUCUGUCAGGUUGGAUGGGGAGCUAUUUUCAGGUCUCUCCAGAGAUGUUUGAUCGGGUUCAAGUCUGGGCUCUGGCUGUGGCACUCAAGGACAUUCAGAGACUUGUCCUGAAGCCACGCCUGCGUUGUCUUGGCUGUGUGCUUAGGGUCGUUGUCCUGUUGGAAGGUGAACCUGAUUGGUGUAGUGCUGCAGAGAUGGUUGUCCUUCUGGAAGUUUCUCCCAUCUCCACAGAGGAACUCUGGAGCUCUGUCAGAGUGACCAUCGGGUUCUUGGUCACCUCCCUGACCAAGGCCCUUCUCCCCUGAUUGCUCAGUUUGGCCGGGCGGCCAGCUUUAGUAAGAGUCUUGGUGGUUCCAAACUUUUUCCAUUUAAGAAUGAUGGAGGCCACUGUGUUCUUGGGGACCUUCAAUGCGGCAUAAUUUUUUUGGUACCCUUCCCCAGAUUUGUGCCUCGACACAAUCCUGUCUCAGAGCUCUAUGGACAAUUCCUUCGACCUCAUGGCUUGGUUUUUGCUCUGACAUGCACUGUCAAGUGUGGGACCUUUAUAUAGACAGGUGUGUGCCUUUCCAAAUCAUGUCCAAUCAAAUGAAUUUACCACAGGUGGACAUCAAUCAAGUUGUAGAAACAUCUCAAGGAUGAUCAAUGGAAACACGAUGCACCUCAGCUAAAUUGAGUCUCAUAGCAAAGGGUCUGAAUACUUAUAAGGUAUUUCUGUUUUUUUAUUUUUAAUACAUCUGUAAAAAUGUUGAAACCUGUUUUUGCUUUGUCAUUAUGGGGUAUUGUGUGUAGAUUGAUGAGGGGGGGGAAAACUAAUCCAUUUUAGAAUAAGGCUGUAAUGUAACAAUACUUUCCGAAUACAUUGUAUGUUAUUAUAACUUUAUGAGUAAUCAGACAGUGAAUCAGCACUGUCUUAUGCCCAGGACAAAUAUGGCAGGGUGAGUGUAAGCAUUGUGACCGUUGCCAAAUAUAAACUGUGCCAAAGUUUGGACAGGCAACUAGGCAUUUAUAUUAACAUUUAACGUUUCUGACUUGUACUUUUAUGUUCACUGAUGCCUCAGUAAAAGUACGUCAAAUGUUAAAUGCUACUAUAAAUGCCUAGUUGUUAUUAUGCUAAAUGCUACUAUAAAUGCCUAGUUGUUAUUAUGCUAAAUGCUACUAUAAAUGCCUAGUUGUUAUUAUGCUAAAUAGUAGAGAGAAUGAUUUAUUUCAGCUUGUAUUUAUUUCAUCACAUUCCCAGUGGGUCAGAAGUUUAUAUACACUCAAUUAGUAUUUGGUAGCAUUGCCUUUAAAUUGUUUAACUUGGGUCAAACGUUUCGGGUAGCCUUCCACAAGAUUCCCACAAUAAGUUGGGUGAAUUUUGGCCCAUUCCUCCUGACAGAGCUGGUUGUAACUGAGUCAGGUUUGUAGGCCUCCUUGCUCGCACAUGCUUUUUCAGUUCUGCCCACACAUUUUCUAUAGAAUGAGGAUCUUUGUCCCCAUGUGCAGUUGCAAACCGUAGUCUGGCCUUUUUUAUGGCGGUUUUGGAGCAGUGGCUUCUUCCUUGCUGAGCGGCCUUUCAGGUUAUGUCGAUAUUGGCCUCGUUUUACUGUGGAUAUAGAUACUUUUGUACCUGUUUCCUCCAGCAUCUUCACAAGGUCCUUUGCUGUUGUUCUGGGAUUGAUUUGCACUUUUCACACCAAAGUACGUUAAUCUCUAGGAGACAGAACGCUUCUCCUUCCUGAGCGGUUUGACGGCUGCGUGGUCCCAUGGUGUUUAUACUUGCGUACUAUUGUUUGUACAGAUGAACGUGGUACCUUCAGGCGUUUGGAAAUUGCUCCCAAGUAUGAACCAGACUUGUGGAGGUCUACAAUGUUUUUUGAGGUCUUGGCUGAUUUCUUUUGAUUUUCCCAUGAUGUCAAGCAAAGAGGCACUGAGUUUGAAGGUAGGCCUUGAAAUACAUCCACAGGUACACGUCCAAUUGACUCAAAUUAUUUCAAUUAGCCUAUCAGAAGCUUCUAAAGCCAUGACAUCAUUUUCUGGAAUUUCCCAAGCUGUUUAAAGGCACAGUCAACUUAGUGUAUGUAAACUUCUGACCCACUGGAAUUGUGAUAGAGUGAAUUAUAAGUGAAAUAAUCUGUCUGUAAACAAUUGUUGGAAAAAUGACUUGUCAUGCACAAAGUAAAUGUCCUAACCGACUUGCCAAAACUAUAGUUUGUUAACAAGAAAUUAGUGGAGUGGUUGAAAAACGAGUUUUAAUGACUCCAACCUAAGUGUAUGUAAACUUCCGACUUCAACUGUACAGUAUUUUAGAGACUUAUUGAAAGUGUGUCUGUGAACAAGUCAUGUGUGUUUUAACCCGUUAGAUGUCAGGAUGGAGUGUUGUGAGGUGGAGCCACGCUACACCAUCGAGCAGAUCGACCUCCUCCAGCGCCUCCGUCUCUCAGGGAUGACCAAGCCACAGAUCGUCCAGGCCUUGGGAUCCCUAGAGCGACUAGACCCCGACUACUGCAAUGACACCCACACAGCCAACCCCACAAUCAACGCCACCCCUACCACAGCCUCCGCCCCGGCCCCCUCCUCCUCCUCUUCCUCCUCUUCCUCUUCCUCCCUCUCCCUGGCCUCUGCCACCACGCAGACACCCGGGAUGGAUGGCGCCUCCCUGUCGCCUAGCAACAGCUACGAGGCCUCGCCCCCGCCGCUUUACCCCCCGGGGGUCGGAGUUCAGAGGUCAUUCAGCUAUGACAUCAUGGCGGAGGAGGACUGGGACCUUGAGGAGAAGGUGGAGGAGUACAUGAGGUGAGUUGGUUGAGGGGUUGGUUGAGGGUUUCAGUUAUGGAGACAGGUAAGGAGAAAAGAGAUGUAGGCCUAUAGGAUAGUAUUGAGGAGAGGUAAAGGCCUACUGCUUAAAGAUGGUAGAAGAAGCUUAGGAGAGAUCAGUGAAUCAUGAAAAAGAGAAGGAGGGUUAUUUGAGGUGAACACAGUAAGCGGGGGAAGAGAAGCUAGUCUUUGUUGCGCUGGGAGAGGAUGAUGAUUACAUCAUUAUCAGAAAAUAACGGCCAGUCCCUGGUGAUGAUGGCUGUUAGCCUGACUAAUUUGGGUCAGGUGUGUAGGGAGGGAUGGGAUGAAGAGAGCAGCCAGGCUAACAGGAUCUACAGAAGGCAGAAGGCUUUAUGACAGAGAGGGAGUUAUUUUAUGCUGGCCCGUUUUCAACCGGAGGGGGAGAGAUAGAGAGAGAGAAGACUGGGACCUGGAGGAGUGCAUGAGGAGAGGAUUUGAGGGCAGACCGACACCAACACACACACAACAUGCACACACAUUUAUACUGACUCUACACACACUCGCAUACAAUCUUCAUUUACGCUGCUGCUAAUCUGUUUAUCAAAUAUCCUGAUGCCUAGUCAACUUACCCCUAUACAUAUCUGGCUAUACAUAUCUGGCUCUUCGCUGGCCAUGGCAGAACACUGACAUUCCUGUCUUGCAGGAAAUCAUGCACAGAACAAGCAGUAUAGCUGGUGGCAUUGUCAUGCUGGAGGGUCAUGUCAGGAUGAGCCUGCAGGAAGGGUACCACAUGAGGGAGGAGGAUGUCUUCCCUGUAACGCACAGCGUUGAGAUUGCCUGCAAUGACAAGCUCAGUCCGAUGAUGCUGUGACACACCGCCCCAGACCAUGACUGACCCUUCACCUCGAUCCUGCUCCAUAGUACAAGCCUUGGUGUAACGCUCAUUCCUUCGACGAUAAAUGCGAAUCCGACCAUCACCCCUGGUGAGACAAAACCGCGACUCGUCAAUGAAGAGGACUUUUUGCCAGUCCUGUCUGGUCCAGCGACGGUGGGUUUGUACCCAUAGGCGACGUUGUUGAUGUCUGGUGAGGACCUGCCUUACAACAGGCCUACAAGCCCUCAGUCCAGCCUCUCUCAGCCUAUUGCGUACAGUCUGAGCACUGAUGGAGCGAUUGUGCGUUCCUGGUGUAACUCGGGCAGUUAUUAUUGCCGUCCUGUACCUGUCCCACAGGUGUUAUGUUUGGAUGUACCGAUCCUGUGCAGGUGUUGUUACACGUGGUCUGCCACUGCGAGGACGAUCAGCUGUCCGUCCUGUCUCCCUGUAGCGCUGUCUUAGGCGUCUCACAGUACGGACAUUGCAAUUUAUUGCCCUGGCCACAUCUGCAGUCCUCAUGCCUCCUUGCAGCAUGCCUAAGGCAUAUUGACCCUGUAUAUAGUAUGCUUACCCCUAUACAUACAUCCCCCUUGGUGUUUUUCCUAUUUUGUUGCAUUACAACCUGUAAUUUAUAUUGAUUCUUUUAAUGUAAUGGACAUACACAAAAUAGUCCAAAUUGGGUGAAGUGUAAUGAAAAAAAGAACUUGUUUCAGAAAAUUCCUUCAGAAGUCACAUAAUUGCACACAGGUGGACUUUAUUAACUAAGUGUCACAUGAUCUGUCACAUGAUCUCAGUAUAUAUACACCUGUUCUGAAAGGCCCCAGAGUCUGCAACACCACUAAGCAAGGGGCACCACCAAGCAAGCGGCACCAUGAAGACCAAGGAGCUCUCCAAACAGGUCAGGGACAAAGUUGUGGAGAGGAACAGAUCAGGGUUGGGUUAUAAAAACAUAUCCAAAACGUUGAACAUCCCACGGAGCAACAUUUAAAUCCAUUAUAAAAAAAUUGAAAGAAUAUGGCACCACAACAAACCUGCCAAGAGAGGGCCGCCCACCAAAACUCACGGACCAGGCAUGGAGGGCAUUAAUCAGAGGCAACAAAGAGACCAAAGAUAACCCUGAAGGAGCUGCAAUGCUCCACAGCGGAUAUUGGAUUAUCUGUCCAUAGGACCACUUUAAGCCGUACACUCCACAGAGCUGGGCUUUACGGAAGAGUGGCCAGAAAAAAGCCAUUGCUUAAACAAAAAAAUAAGCAAACACGUUUGAUGUUCACCAAAAGGCAUGUGGGAGACUCCCCAAACAUAUGCAAGAAGGUACUCUGGUUAGAUGAGACUAAAAUUGAGCUUUUUGGCCAUCAAUGAAAACGCUAUGUCUGGCGCAAACCCAACACCUCCCAUCACCCCGAGAACACCAUCCUCACAGUGAAGCAUGGUGGUGGCAGCAUCAUGCUGUGGGGAUGUUUUUCAUCGGCAGGGACUGGGAAACUGGUCAGAAUUAAAUAAAUAAUGGAUGGCGCUAAAUACAGGGAAAUUCUUCUUGAGGGAAACCUGUUUCAGUCUUCCAGAGAUUUGAGACUGGGACGGAGGUUCACCUUCCAGCAGGACAAUAAGCAUACUGCUAAAGCAACACUCAAGUGGUUUAAGGGGAAACAUUUAAAUGUCUUGGAAUGGCCUAGUCAAAGCCCAGACCUCAAUCCAAUUGAGAAUCUGUGGUAUGACUUAGAAAUUGCUGUACACCAGCGGAACCCAUCCAACUUGAAGGAGCUGGAGCAUUUUUGCCUUGAAGAACGGGCAAAAAUCCCAGUGGCUAGAUGUGCCAAGCUUACAGAGACACCCCAAGAUACUUGCAGCUGUAAUUGCUGCAAAAGGUGGCUCUACAAAGUAUUGCCUUUGGGGGUGGGGGGGGGGGUGGGGUGAAUAGUUAUAUAUAUAUUAUUUAUUUAUUUAUUUUAUUUUUAUAAAUAUUUUGCAUCUUCAAAGUGUUGUGUAAAUCAAAUGAUACAAACCCCCCAAAAAAUCAAUUUUAAUUCCAGGUUGUAAGGCAACAAAAUAGGAAAAAUGCCAAGGGGGGUGAAUACUUUCACCUUACCCCUAUACAUAUGUCUCGUGUGUUUUUUGUUGUACCUUAUCUAAUUUUUAGUGCUACAUUGAUAUUGAUUACUGCAUUGUUGUGUUUGGAGCUUGACACAGUAGUUGUGACAUUAAAACUGGAAAAUAGGCAGCACGGUGCAUCGUUUCAAGUUUUAAUGGGAAUGGCCGGCAGGGAUGUAGCUCAGUUGAUAGAGCAUGGCGUUUGCAACGCCAGGGUUGUGGGUUCGAUUCCCACAGGGGGUAUGAAAAAAUAAAAUAAUGUAUGCACUAACUGUAAGUCGCUCUGGAUAAGAGCGUCUGCUAAAUGACUAAAAAAAUAGGCAGCACGGUGCAUCGUCCAGAAACAAACAUCUCUUUAACAUAAAAUCAAUGUUAGAAUUUUAUAACUAGUUUUCAUUAGGAAAGUAGAUAAAGCGUUUUUAUCAAAACACAGAAUCCUAUUAAUUACUACACAUAAUUAAUUACGUGUUUUGUUUUGAGCCUGCUUUUUCGUCUGACAGAGCGGGGCACCUGGCUCACGCCCUGGAGGCAGCCCGGUUCCAAAUCGAAUGCAAUCAACUUUCAGCCGGUGCAAAACAAGCCUACACGGGCGCCCGGGGCGAGAUUAAUCAUACCCCCUCAGUCUCUGGCAAUAGAGGGGUUAGCUGACAACGUCACGAAAACGAUGCGCACGCUUCAAUGGGGCAGAAGUCCACGUGUUGUGGUUCUGGAGGGCCAGAUGGCUAGCAACAAUGACAAGAAGCUGCCAUGUGGGGAAUCGUGGUGGCUCGUUUCAGCUAGUUUUAUCUUGUUCUUCGUGCCAUGUCUUGUUUUGACUGAUCUAUUUUGCCACCUAUGCUAAUAUGCUAGCUAGCUAGCUAGCUAACAACAACUCUAAUGUUGUAUUUGAGAGACAAGAGCUCGUUGUGCAAAUGUAUUUAUGUUUUCAAUAAACAUUUGGAGACUAAAUAUAGUUUACAUGUUGUUAUUCUAAGCCCCGUCUGUUUUUCCCCACAAUUUUGUAGACAUUCCAGAAACCACAGUCGCUCUGAUUCUGUGUGUACAUUGAUCUCCAAAAAUGGUGAAUCUCGAGUCAUAGGCUCCGAAUCUGUCAAUCGUCAAUCCUUCAUCUGUUUGUCUAAAAGUACAGGGGAGGUAAAGCCCAUGUGGUGGAGAAUGUAUUCACUUCCACCAGUAGUUCCACAUUAGUGCAGAUGUGAGGAAGCAGGAAGUGUGUGGUCUGUUCUUACUCUGUGGUGUCUGAUUCAGGAAGUGUGUGGUCUGUUCUUACUCUGUGGUCCCUGUUGUUUGUAGGAGGGACAGUAACCUGGUGAAGGAGGAAAUCAAAACCUUCCUCAACAACCGCAGGAUCUCCCAGGCCAUCGUGGGACAGGUCACAGGUAAUGCAUCUAUUCUGCUCAGACAGCUUUUAGUGUACCGGUGGCAUCUGUUUUCUAGUGUGUACUGUUUACAUCGUUUUGUAUGACUAUUACUGUCUUUCUCUCUAGGAUAUUUUAUAUUGCGUUCUCCCUGGCUCUCCUCUUCUCCUCUUCUUAUCUACCUUCCUUCUCCUCCUCUCCUCUCCUUAGGUAUCAGUCAGUUAUAUCUCCUCUCCCUAGGUAUCAGUCAGGUUUAUCUCCUCUCCCUAGGUAUCAGUCAGUUAUAUCUCCUCUCCCUAGGUAUCAGUCAGUUAUAUCUCCUCUCCUCUCCUUAGGUAUCAGUUAGUUAUAUCUCCUCUCCUCUCCCUAGGUAUCAGUCAGUUAUAUCUCCUCUCCCUAGGUAUCAGUCAGAGUUAUAUCUCCUCUCCCUAGGUAUCAGUCAGAGUUAUAUCUCCUCUCUCCCUAGGUAUCAGUCAGAGUUAUAUAUCUCCUCUCCUCUCCCUAGGUAUCAGUCAGUUAUAUCAUCUUAUCUCCUCUCCCUAGGUAUCAGUCAGUUAUAUCUCCUCUCCUCUCCCUUGGUAUCAGUCAGUUAUAUCUCCUCUCCUUAGGUAUCAGUCAGUUAUAUCUCCUCUCCCUUGGUAUCAGUCAGUUAUAUCUCCUCUCCUCUCCCUAGGUAUCAGUCAGAGUUAUAUCUCCUCUCCCUAGGUAUCAGUCAGUUAUAUCUCCUCUCCUCUCCCUGGGUAUCAGUCAGAUAUAUCUCCUCUCCCUAGGUAUCAGUCAGAUAUAUCUCCUCUCCCUAGGUAUCAGUCAGAUAUAUAUCCUCUCCUCUCCCUAGGUAUCAGUCAGAUAUAUAUCCUCUCCUCUCCCUAGGUAUCAGUCAGAGUUAUAUCUCCUCUCCCUAGGUAUCAGUCAGAUAUAUCUCCUCUCCCUAGGUAUCAGUCAGAUAUAUCUCCUCUCCCUAGGUAUCAGUCAGAGAUAUCCCCUCUCCUCUCCCUAGGUAUCAGUCAGAGAUAUCCCCUCUCCUCUCCCUAGGUAUCAGUCAGAGUUAUUCUCCUCUCCCUAGGUAUCAGUCAGUUAUAUCUCCUCUCCCUAGGUAUCAGUCAGAUAUAUCUCCUCUCCCUAGGUAUCAGUCAGAUAUAUCUCCUCUCCCUAGGUAUCAGUCAGAGAUAUCCCCUCUCCUCUCCCUAGGUAUCAGUCAGAGAUAUCCCCUCUCCUCUCCCUAGGUAUCAGUCAGAUAUAUCUCCUCUCCCUAGGUAUCAGUUAGUUAUAUCUCCUCUCCCUAGGUAUCAGUCAGUUAUAUCUCCUCUCCCUAGGUAUCAGUCAGUUAUAUCUCCUCUCCCUUGGUAUCAGUUAGUUAUAUCUCCUCUCCUCUCCCUAGGUAUCAGUCAGAUAUAUCUCCUCUCCCUAGGUAUCAGUCAGAGUUAUCUCCUCUCCCUAGGUAUCAGUCAGAUAUAUCUCCUCUCCCUAGGUAUCAGUCAGAGUUAUAUCUCCUCUCCCUAGGUAUCAGUCAGAGUUAUAUCUCCUCUCCCUAGGUAUCAGUCAGUUAUAUCUCCUCUCCUCUCCCUAGGUAUCAGUCAGUUAUAUCUCCUCUCCCUUGGUAUCAGUCAGAGAUAUCUCCUCUCCUCUCCCUUGGUAUCAGUCAGAGUUAUCUCCUCUCCCUAGGUAUCAGUCAGAUAUAUCUCCUCUCCCUAGGUAUCAGUCAGAGUUAUAUCUCCUCUCCCUAGGUAUCAGUCAGAGUUAUAUCUCCUCUCCCUAGGUAUCAGUCAGUUAUAUCUCCUCUCCUCUCCCUAGGUAUCAGUCAGAGUUAUAUCUCCCAGUGGUUGCUGCAGCAGGGCUUGGAGAUGAGCGACUCCAAACGCAGAUCUUUCUACCGCUGGUACCUGCUGGAGAGGAACAACCCAGGUAACAACCACGGUAGGAGGGGGGGGCUACUGUUGGCUAGUCUAUGGUGCUAGGGGAGGAAGGGGUUAAUGUUGACUCUAUGACAAUUUAAGUGAUCUUGGAAGCUGCUUGUGCUUGCCAUCUGUCCCUCUGUACAUUUUAGUUUAUGUCCCAUCCCUAUUGGCCAAGCAUUGUGACACGGACGGACUCGCUCACACACACCACACACAUGGUCCUGGAGGGAUAGAUAGAGUUCCGUGAAGGACGGAGGUCAGGUCAGGAGGUCAGGAGACAGAGAUAUUUAUGACUCGUAGUAGGAUAAAAACAUAACUGUUACUGUAGAUACUAAUCAAUAAUGUGAAAGGAAUCUGGUUUGAAUGAAUGUGGUUUCCAUCUAGCUAUAUCUUAAAGGGAUAGUUCUAGAUUUUGGCAAUUAAGCUCUAUUUUUGGCAAUUAAGCUAGCGGUUCCUGUCGACCUUACUGUCUUUGCGCUAACGCUAGUUAGCAAUGGCUCCAGAAACUACCUUCAACUUCGUUCAAACUGCACAGAGACAUACAAAUGGUGUCCAUGAGUUCAUCUGACUCUGGUUAAGUAAAACAAAAAAAAAAGGGUUAAUUUUCCAAAUCUCCAACUAUCCUUUUAAGACAAGUUAGAGUAACAUCAUGAUCUGGUAAGAGGAUAACACCACCUUCAGACAUGUGUGGGACUGUUUUCUAAACCAUACUAAACUUUUUUGCUCAAUUAUACAUCAGCGAAGACGUAGCCUACAUAAUGGAAUGUUUAGGCUAUGUCCCAUUUUUUUUUUUGUCUUUGAGUCACCAUACAAGUCACAUGAGCAAAAAUGCAUGAAAUAAGCCCUCAUCUCACCAUCCCCGCUUCCUCUCCUUCCCAAGCUUUGCCACAGCUUCUGUGGUACUCAGACCUGAUCCUGGAGGUGCUGGUUUUCAUUCCUACAUGGCUAACAAUUAAUAACCCUAUCUAACACUAACAGUGAUGCUAAUUCUGGAUCCUGAUGCUAACAUGUUGUCUAGCAUUUCUCUAUGCCAUUUCUACCAAGCAGGCACUUAAUAAUGCUACAAUUAUUAGCUUCUUAGGAGCUGUAUACCUGUUCAGAACAGAACUCAACGAUCAGUAGGAUUCCGUUAUAGAACAUGUCUGGCCUGCCAUUUUAAUAAACUAUAUUCCUGUUGAUGGACAUAUAAACAGGUGAUUUUUGACUGCAAGUGGCAACUUGGCUUCUGCUAAAACCCUCAAACCAAUACUGCCAAAACUCUGUCUCCCUAUAUCUGGCUUUGGCCUGACCACUGGUUUGGUUUUGUCCUGACUGAAGGGCUGAGGUGGAGUGAAAGCCAGCACGGCCCGGCGGGUCUGGGGCUCGGUGGUCUCGGUCAGGGGUUGGGCCAAAACCCGGGCUCUGGACCCAGGGCAGCCAGGGGAGGGGACAGAGACGUCAUGGUGACGGGCAACGCCGCUACGUGCACCACGGCCACUUCAGCCGUGACCGCCUCCACCACCUGGGGCAGACAGAGAGAGCUGCUGAUGCACCUGCUGCCAUGGUACACUGCAGCCGCUGCCGCACAGCCAGGUAACCACCAGCCACAGCCAGGUAACCAGCAGCCACAGCCAUGUAACCACCAGCCACAGCCAGGUAACCACCAGCCACAGCCAGGUAACCACCAGCCACAGCCAGGUAACCACCAGCCACAGCCUGGUAACCACCAGCCACAGCCAGGUAACCACCAGCCACAGCCAGGUAACCACCAGCCACAGCCAGGUAACCACCAGCCACAGCCAGGUAACCACCAGCCACAGCCAGGUAACCACCAGCCACAGCCAGGUAACCAGCAGCCACAGCCAGGUAACCACAGCCACAGCCAGGUAACCACCAGCCACAGCCAGGUAACCACCAGCCACAGCCAGGUAACCACCAGCCACAGCCAGGUGACCACCAGCCACAGCCAGGUAACCACCAGCCACAGCCAGGUAACCACCAGCCACAGCCAGGUAACCACCAGCCACAGCCAGGUAACCACCAGCCACAGCCAGGUAACCACCAGCCACAGCCAGGUAACCACCAGCCACAGCCAUGUAACCAGCAGCCACAGCCAGGUAACCACCAGCCACAGCCAUGUAACCAGCAGCCACAGCCAGGUAACCACCAGCCACAGCCAUGUAACCAGCAGCCACAGCCAGGUAACCACCAGCCACAGCCAGGUAACCACCAGCCACAGCCAGGUAACCACCAGCCACAGCCAGGUAACCACCAGCCACAGCAGACACAGCCAGGUAACCAGCAGCCACAGCCAGGUAACCAGCAGCCACAGCCAGGUAACCACCAGCCACAGCCAGGUAACCACCAGCCACAGCCAGGUAACCACCAGCAACAGCCAGGUAACCACCAGCCACAGCCAGGUAACCACCAGCCACAGCCAGGUAACCACCAGCCACAGCCAGGUAACCAGCAGCCACAGCCAGGUAACCACCAGCCACAGCCAGGUAACCACCAGCCACAGCAUACACAGCCAGGUAACCACCAGCCACAGCCAGGUAACCACCAGCAACAGCCAGGUAACCACCAGCCACAGCCAGGUAACCACCAGCCUCAGCCAGGUAACCACCAGCCACAGCAGACACAGCCAGGUAACCAGCAGCCACAGCCAGGUAACCACCAGCCACAGCCAGGUAACCACCAGCAACAGCCAGGUAACCACCAGCAACAGCCAGGUAACCACCAGCCACAGCCAGGUAACCAGCAGACACAGGACACAGGAAACCUUCCCCCUUAAAUCCUCCUGACCAAAACAGGGUGAUCAACUCCACUCCUCCAGGUUUGUAGUGCAGUGUGUUCUGCGUUUACAUUUAGUUUUGUGUCUUGUUUCACAUUUUAAUUUUCUUUUUGGCCAAAGUAGAUUUUGGAAUGGAAUAAAGGUGGGAGGAAUAUGCUGUAUUUGUUUUUUAGACUCAAUAUGGCCCUGUCUGUCUGAGACAUGGAGGACUGGAGUUGAGCACCCCUGUCUGUCUGAGCCAUGGAGGACUGGAGUUGAGCACCCCUGUCUGUCUGAGCCAUGGAGGACUGGAGUUGAGCACCCCUGUCUGUCUGAGCCAUGGAGGACUGGAGUUGAGCACCCCUGUCUGUCUGUGAGCCAUGGAGGACUGGAGUUGAGCACCCCUGUCUGUCUGAGCCAUGGAGGACUGGAGUUGAGCACCCCUGUCUGUCUGAGCCAUGGAGGACUGGAGUUGAGCACCCCUGUCUGUCUGAGACAUGGAGGACUGGAGUUGAGCACCCCUGUCUGUCUAUGAGCCAUGGAGGACUGGAGUUGAGCACCCCUGUCUGUCUGAGCCAUGGAGGACUGGAGUUGAGCACCCCUGUCUGUCUGAGACAUGGAGGACUGGAGUUGAGCACCCCUGUCUGUCUGAGACAUGGAGGACUGGAGUUGAGCACCCCUGUCUGUCUGAGACAUGGAGGACUGGAGUUGAGCACCCCUGUCUGUCUGUGAGCCAUGGAGGACUGGAGUUGAGCACCCCUGUCUGUCUGUGAGCCAUGGAGGACUGGAGUUGAGCACCCCUGUCUGUCUGUGAGCCAUGGAGGACUGGAGUUGAGCACCCCUGUCUGUCUGUGAGCCAUGGAGGACUGGAGUUGAGCACCCAUGUCUGUCUGAGACAUGCCUGUCAUCACAUGGCCUAGCCUGCAUGCCUACAGUGCCUUAGGAAAGUAGUCAGACCCCUUCCCUUUUUCCACAUUUUGUUACGUUACAGCCUUAUUCUAAAAUGGAUUAAAUCACAUUGUUUUUCCUCAUCAAUCUACACAAAAUGCCCCAUAAUGAAAAAGCGAAAACAGGUUUUUAGAAAUGUUUGCAAAUGUAUUAAAAAUAAAAAUAGAAAUGCCUUAUUUACAUAAAUAUUCAGACCCUUUUCUAGGAGGCACGAAAUUGAGCUCCGGUGCAUCCUGUUUCCAUUGAUGAUCCUUGAGAUGUUUCUACAACUUGAUUGGAGUCCCCCUGUGGUAAAUUCAAUUGAUUAGACAUGAUUUGUAAAGGCACACAAUUGUCUAGAUAAGGUCCCACAGUUGACAGGGCAUGUCAGAGCAAAAACCAAGCCAUGAGGUCGAAGGAAUUGUCCAUAGAGCUCCGAGACAGGAUUGUGUCGAGGUACAGAUCUGGGGAAGGGUACCACAAAAAUUCUGCCGCAUUAAAGGUCCCCAAGAACACCGUGGCCUCCAUCAUUCUUAAAUGGAAGAAGUUUGGAACCACCAAGACUAUUCCUAGAGCUGGCCGCCCGGCCAAACUGAGCAAUCGGGGGAGAAGGGCCUUGGUCAGGAAGUUGACCAAGAACCCGAUGGUCACUCUGACAGAGCUCCAGAGUUCCUCUGUGGAGAUGGGAAAACCUUCCAGAAGGACAACCAUCUCUGCAGCAUUCCACCAAUCAGGCCUUUAUGGUAGAGUGGCCAGAUGGAAACAACUCCUCAGUAAAAGGCACAUGACAGCCCAAAGACUCUCAGACCAUGAGAAACAAGAUUCUGUAGUCUGAUGAAACCAAGAUUGAACUCUUUGGCCUGAAUGCCAAACGUCAUGUCUGGAGGAAACCUGGCACCAGAGAUCCUUGAUGAAAACCUGCUGCAGAGCGCUCAGGACCUCAGACUGGAGCAAAGGUUCACCUUCCAACAGGACAACGACCCUAAGCACACAGCCAAGACAACGCAGGAGUGGCUUCGGGACAAGUGUCUGAAUGUCCUUGAGUGGCCCAGCCAGAGCCCGAUCGAACAUCUCUGGAGAGACCUGAAAAUAGCUGUGUAGCGACGCUCCCCAUCCAACCUGACAGUGCUUGAGAGGAUCUGCAGAGAAAAAUGGGAAAAACUCCCAAAUACAGGUGUGCCAAGCUUGUAGCAUCAUACCCAAGAAGACUCGAGGCUGUAAUCACUGCCAAAGGUGCUUCAACAAUGUACUAAGUAAAGGGUCUGAAUACUUAUGUAAAUGUGAUAUUUCCGUUUGUUCUUCUUUUUUUUGCAAAAUGUUCUAAAAACCUGUUUUUGCUUUGUCAUUAUGGGGUAUUGUGUGUAGAUUGAAGAGGGGGGGAAAACUAAUCCAUUUUAGAAUAAGGCUGUAAUGUAACAAAAUGCGGAAAAAGUCAAGGGGUCUGAAUACUUUCCGAAUUCACUGUAUGUCCACUGUCGGCCUUCCUGGUGUGGGGGAUUUUGUUAAUUUGUAAAUGUUAGCUUGUCUUGAAACAGUUUUAUACUUAGCAAAAGAAAAUGGUUAUUGAACAAUCAGGCUACUAGUUGCAAUCAGUGAUCUUUUUUUGUAGGUGUGCCUUCUCCUCCAUUAUUUUCCUUCUCAUCUCUCCCUCUGUCGCCCCCUGUAGGUGCUACCCUGUCGAUGCGCUCCCUGGUGAAGGAGGAGCCUGAUUGGAGGAUGGGGGUCAGUCCCGGGGAGAGGGGCGGGGUGGUGGGCGGUCCUCUUAGGCUGCGGAGGGGAAGCAGAUUCACCUGGAGGAAGGAGUGCCAGUCAAUCAUGGAGAGGUGAGCCAAUCACAGACCCUGAUUGGGUCAGGUUUCCACGACAACAUACAGAUCCAAAACGGAUGAAUCACCCAGCUAUUGGCUGCCCGGGCUUUCGUUCUAGCCCAGCACUAACCAAUGGUGGUUGAGUCUUUUCAUGUUAGUGAUUCUGUCUCUAAAACCUUUAGGGGUGCGUUCAUUUCGCUUCAACAUUUGCUACGUUGCGGUUUUGUAUUGAAUGACACGUUUCCUCAAAACGGUGCCUUUUGAGGUACGUUUGCUCCCGUUAGGUGGGUGUGGUGAGGUGUGGCCUGAUCAAUAUGGGUGUGACCCAUUUUUGAAAUGGGUUGACGGUUGGGGAAAUUGCUUGAGCACUGCACAAAAUAUUCUAGAACACUGCUUUGUGGACAUGUACAGGUUUAUGGACUCUACUAGGCCAGUGGUCACCAACCCUGGUCCGGGCUGGAGGGCUGUGGGGUGUCCAGGCUUUUAUUCUAGCCCAGCACUAACUAAUAAUAGUGGUUGAGUCUAUUGAGGUUAGUGAUGGGGCCUCUAAAACAGUCCACGUGAUUCAAUGUUUUGUUGUGCGACCAGGGGUUGUAUUUUGGGAGUACUGUGCGACUAUGGAAAAAAAAAUAAAAAUAAAUCUCCCAGAUAAUAUUUGUUGUAAUAAGGAUUCACUGUACUGUUGUUUCACCAAUAUCACAGCGAAAAACGACUCGCUUCUAGCUCAACCAGGUCAAAAGAUCUGACCUACAGUACAUUUUACAUUUGAGUCAUUUAGCAGACACUCUUACCUAGACUGACUAGACAGUUCAUUCAGCUAGAGAAGGUGGCACCUGUCACCAUCACACAGCUGUACAGCUAGUGCUGCUGCCUAGUCUGAUGGAGUAGAGUCAUGCCGGAUGUGACUGUGAUCAGAUCAUUUAAUCUAGAGAGUCCAGUCUACCACCCCUGUUUACUGACCACUCCUGUCCUACUACCGCCAACCUGUAGAUUAAACUAUGAUUUAAUUCAUUUCAUUAUCAAGGUGUGUCAUUUUGUGGUUCUCUUUCAUUGCAAAAACACUUUGAUUUCAUCGGGUGUUUUGUAAAUUGCAUGCCACUUGCACAAGGAAUGAACUUUGUUAUAUUUAAGGUCCAUGUGAAUGUUUUCGCUUUGUCAUUAUGGGGUAUUGUGUGUAGAUUGAUGAGGGGGGAAAAUAUAUAAAAUAUAUAUUUAAUCCAUUUUAGAAUAGCGCUGUAACGUAACAAGAUGUGGGAAAGGGAAGGGGUCUAAAUACUUUCCGAAUGCACUGUAUAUUACCGGCGCAAAAUCGUUUAUCGUACUAUAGCGGGAUCGCUGGGAGCCCAUUUUACAUUCAUAAACCAUGUCGUGGGCCGUUCGGAAACCACUCUCGCGUUGACGUCGUCGUUAACCAGUUGUUGACGCUUUGUUCAGUCAUGUUACCUCGUUGGUUAGCUAGCUGUGGGGGCACAGAAAGGGAAAAGGAUAGCUUCUUCAGGAGAUCAAUGAUCGUAGCAACACACCUUCAUUGAUUGCAAUGAAUGAAUGACACAUCUCCUCUUGCAUGUUGUCAUCACAAACCUGACGUUUUUUAAAGAGACAGUGUACAAUUUUCAAUGUAAUGCAUCUCAAUAGGAAAAUAGUGCUUUUAGACAAUGUAGAAACCUAAUAUUCCACAAAUGACUUUGGAAUUACAGGUAUUUGUAUCAACACUUAAGCUUUUUGUAAUAAUCUAAUGUAUUUACAGUGUUACAUAUUAGGUUAUAGGGCACAACAUGUGCAUCAAAAGCAUCUAGAAUUCAGAUAGGCCCAAUAUAUAGGCUUUCUCUCAAUCAAUGUAAAAAAAUAUAUUUUCUGGUGCUCCUAACUUUUUGUAAUAUGGGAACACCAGUGCUACCAAUGCAAUGUUUUAAUUUAGAGCCCAGUAUGUACCUAACAGAUUCUUUAUAACCAGUUUAUAACUGUUGUUUUUCAGUUUUUUUAAAGGAAAGCAUAUCCUAAUAUAAGCGGUGGACUCUGUGAUAUUUCUAAGCAGAGGGCGCUCUCGGUAAUGAGAAUACACAGGCACUUAGACCAGCCACGCCAACACACGGCUGUAUGGAUUACGCAAAGCCACUGCAGUGCUGCUUCUCUUCAGAGUCAUUCUGAAGGACGACACUGUAGAGGUUAUUGUGACGGCAGGAGGGAUGGAGGGAGGGAGGGAGGGAGAAGGAGGGAGAGACUGAGUAAGUGCUGCUCCUACAUUUUGUGAAGUUAUUCUUAUUCAGACAGAAAAGGGUAAAGAAGGACAAAUGGAGAGAGGAAGGAGAGAGGAGUGGAGAGAGGAGUGGAGAGAGGAGGGGGAAGGAGAGAGGAGGAGGGAGGAGUGGAGAGAGGUGGGGGAAGGAGAGAGGAGGAGGAAGGAGAGAGGAGGAGGGAGGAGUGGAGAGAGGUGGGGGAAGGAGAGAGGAGGAGGAAGGAGAGAGGAGGAGGGAGGAGUGGAGAGAGGAGGAGAGAGGAGGAGGAAGGAGAGAGGAGGGGGAAGGAGAGGAGGGGGAAGGAGAGAGGAGGAGGAAGGAGAGAGGAGGAGGAGGGAGGAGAGGAGGGGGAAGAGGAGAGGAGAGGAGAGAGGAGUGGAGAGAGGAGGAGGAAGGGGGAAGGAAAGAGAAGUGGAGAGAGGAGGAGGAAGGAGAGAAAAGUGGAGAGAUGGAUUGAGGGAGAAAGGAGUUGAGCACCCCUGUCUGUCUGAGGAGUAAGCGGUCGUCACUACCCCGUCUGUUUCUACAAUGUCUCUCCUUAAAACCCUAACCACACUGCUACGUUGUAUCUGUGGUAACUAGUGAAAACUAGUGGUGCAAUAUAUCUUUCUGUUUUUGUAAAAUGUUUAUUUGUAUUUUUUUAUGGCCUCCUAGGAGAGGAAAGGGAGAGUUAUAAAAACUGUACUGAAUGUAAUCGACCUAAUGUGUCCAUUAAUCUACUGUACCACUUCAAUGAGAGUGUCUCUGAUUGGUUAAUGGCCCUGAUUGAGGCUGAUGUAGCUGCACUCUCAUUGGCUGGAUGGUGUCUGGAUGAUGUGUUUCUCCCGCCUCCACUAUGAUGAGAGCUUUUGAUUGGUUAUGGUCAUGGGCAGGACUCUUCUUUCUGUUUUCUUAUUGGCUAUCAGUUUCUUCAUGGAGAACCAGUACCCUGACGAGGCAAAGAGAGAGGAGAUCGCUAAUGCCUGCAACUCCGUCAUCCAGAAACCUGGUCAGUUUGGUUUGUUUGUCUAGAACACACCUGCAACCAAUAUAUCCCUUAGGUCUCUCAAACCUCUGAUUUUGUCAAUCAAAUCCCAUGUUUAAAAGGCUCUCACUAGCAUGAAGAGGGAGCAGCUCACCCAACUUCAUGUAUUCACCCGUUCAUCUCUUUUCUGUUGUCAUUACCCAGGAUGCAAGCUGUCUGAGUUUGAGCGUGUCACGGCUCUGAAGGUGUACAACUGGUUCGCCAACCGCCGGAAAGAGAUGAAGAGGCGGGCUAAUAUAGGUGAGAAUCUCUAAUGCUCGAUACCAAGUCAUGCACGAUACCAAGUCAUACUCGAUACCAAGUCAUGCACAAAACCUAAUCGACCAAUAGCAGACCUCUUGGAACAUUGUGUAGAUCUGAGAGGAUUGGAUAGGUAUUAGCAAUAUGGUGAUAGCUCCACCUUUCCCUCUGCUAAGCUAGUUGGGAUUCUCACCAUGUUGCUUACAUCCAUCCGAUCCGUUCAGAUCUAGCAGAGGUGUCUACUGGUGGAGGGCAAGUGCUACAUUCUCUUACCUGUUGCUCCCACUCUCUCAUUCCUUAUUUACCCACCUUCCUCUUUCCAUCCUCCCCUCUCUCUCCAUCAGAGGCGGCCAUCUUGGAGAGUCAUGGUAUCGAGGUUCCCAGCCCGAGCUGUCACUCCAACGGGGAGGAGCUGGAGCCACAUGACUACGCAGAGCAAGUGAAUCAACGAUUCUUAGAGCGGGUGAGUCAGUGAAUCAACGAUUCUUUGAGCGGGUGAGUCAGUGAAUCAACGAUUCAGUUAGCGAUUUUGUUAAACUAUCCCCUGAAACAAUGAACUGAAUCGCAUGUAUCGGGAGACAACUGUUUAAUAAAUUAAUACCUUUUUCCUUCACAGGAAGAGAUUUCAUCCAGGAAGGACCUUGAUCCACAAGACCCCUCCUCAUUGGCUGCCGUCAAUGUCCUUCCCCCUCCUAGCCCCGCCCCUCAGGUCCUGGAACACAAAGCUGACGAAUCGAAAAGGGAGACUGUGGAUGAGGAGUGACCUAUGGGAGAUGUGGAUUUUUACAUAUAUAAUGGGAUAUAAAAAUGAAAAAUGACUGCUCUGAGUGUCUGUGUCCCCCUGGAGGUCUUCAUGGGCUAUGACUGCUCUGUGUCCCCCUGGAGGUCUUCAGGGGCUAUGACAGUGAGUUAAUAGUGGAAAAGGGUGCUACAGCUCGCUCUGGUGCCUCUAGUGGUAGGGAGGCCACUAUGUAUACAGUAAUCAUGCUUUAUAGUGAUGGCAAUAUUUAUCUCUAUCUCUCUGUAUGUAUUCCAAGACGGUCUUAAACGAAAGACAACUCCUUAGAAGGAAGAGGGUUGUACCGGUAAGCGGAUAUAUCGGCCCUUCUAUAAGCUAAAAGCCUUUCUUUAAAAAAUGUAUUUGCAACUUUUCUUUUUAAAGGUAUUGACAAGUGGUUGUGUAAAUGGACUGGAGAGUGGAGUGAGUAAGGAAUGUUUUGAACCUGCAGGUCAGGUGUGUUUGAUAAGGUGACAGGUGUGUUUGGUUGAAGUGAGCGAGGUGAGUUUGGUUGAUCUUUGGUGUGAUGAUAGUGUUUCCAUAAUAUCAACAUGAGGAUGCCUUCUCUGCUAGCUUGAAUGUCUUGACCCUAUCUUAGUAACCUUGUUAGACUUUGGGCUCAAUCAAUCGAUCGGACAAGUGAUCAAUCAAGUAGUCUGGUCAGAAGAGUCCAACCCUGAGGGACAAACGGAAUCUCAGGUAAACCCAAAGAUGGUGGAUGAAGAUGAUGAAUCGUCCAAUGGAAUGUUUCAUAUCAUACAAUACUGUUGACUGUUUUCUGCCAAAACAUGGACACCCAGUGAGUAAAAUGUGUUGAAAUGAUGUCUUUUCAACUAGUUCUCCUCACUGCGUCUACUAUGUAUUAUGUCUGUCUAUUGUUAAUGUCAGCAAGCCGAGCUAGCCCAUGGUUCCCCUUCUAUAUGCUUCCUCAUGCUCCUAUUUUGUCAGUGAAUGUCCAUUAAUCAAAGGAACAUUAUGUAUUAAUAACUAAUAGUAAUUAGUUAAUGAUGUCCCCCUUCUCUUAUCAACAUACAUUAACCAUUUCAAGUCUACUGUCCUCUGAAACCCAAAUAAGCUAGUCUGUAGUCUUAAAGGUUUGAGUUCUGCAAACGUUCUAGGUAACAUCACGUGUUGUUAAUCAUGACUUGUAAUGUCUAUGUGUGCCGUAAGCACCUCUCCUCAUUCUAGAAUAAGCUAAUCUUCAUAUAUGGUAUCUGUGUAUGACCGAAAGCUGCACUUCCUGGUGAUUCCUUUACUCCAUAUAUUUCCAAGAAGAGGAAAGAACACACACACACAACUAUGUUAAUGUAUUUGCACGUUCAUUUUGUGUCAACUCUUUGCUCCUGGUCAAAACCUUGGGUUUCUGGGAUGAAACUAAAUGACAUUUAUGCAUAUGUAACAAAAUUCUCUGCAUGUGUUUUUGCCUUCUUUAAAUGAUAUAGACAGUGUUUUAAGGAAACACUUGGUUUUGUUUCGAAUAAGGAUUUUUUGCUGUUCUCCCCCCUUAGCCACUGGCCCCAAGGCCUUAAGGGUUGUUAUUCUCUAUUGGUCAUGGAAUGCACCAAGUCAUUUCUGUCAUUAUCCUCACAGGGUUGAAUCCUAACUUCACAGACAAAUCCCUAACUCUGUGUCCUCUGCCUAAAUCAUACAUUUUAAAUAAAUGGGGAAGAUAUGCCUGAAAAGGCAAGUAGUAAAGCUUAAAGUGACUUCACUGGUUAAAUAAAACGAUAGGUUUCAGCCCCUAGAUGGUCAUGAAAUGUUCCGAACCGCUUUCCUGCAUGUGAUCCCCCCUCCCCCACAUUCUCAUAUAGGAACCAGUAGACACAGCUCAGUGUAUUCGGAAAAUAUUCACACCCCCUGACCUUUUACACAUUUUGUUACUUUACAGCCUUAUUCUAAAAUUCAUGAAAUAGUUUUUAAUUCCAUCCAUCUACACACAAUACCUCAUAAUGACAAAGCAAAAACAGUUUAUUGGUUUACACAUUUUAUAAAAAAUAAAACUGAAAUAUCACAUUUACAUACUGUAAGUAUUCAGACCUUUUACUCAGUACUUUGAAGCACCUUUUGGCAGCAAUUUACAGCCUCAAGUCUUCUUGGGUAUGAUGCUACAAGCUUGGCACACCUGUAUUUGGGGAGUUUCUCCCAUUCUUCUCUGCAGAUCCUCUCAAGCUCUGUCAGGUUGGAUGGGGAGCUUUGCUGCACAGAUAUUUUCAGGUCUCUCCAGAGAUGUUCGAAAGGGUUCAAGUCCGGGCUCUGGCUGGGCCACUCAAGGACAUUCAUAGACUUGUCCUGAAGCCACCCCUGCAUUGUCUUGGCUGUGUGCUUAGCGUUGUUGUCCUGUUGGAAGGUCAACGUUCUCCCCAGUAUGAGGUCCUGAGCGCAAGGAUCUCUCUGUACUUUGCUCUGUUCAUCUUUCCCUCGAUCCUGACUAGUCUCCCAGUCCCUGCCGCUGAAAAACAUCCCCACAGCAUGAUGCUACCACCACCAUGCUUCACCAUAGGGAUGGUGCCAGGUUUCCUCCACAUUUACAUUUACAUUUUAGUCAUUUAGCAGACGCUCUUAACCAGAGCGACUUACAGGAGCAAUUAGGGUUAAGUGCCUUGCUCAAGGGCACAUUAACGUCAUUUAGCAGACGCUCUUAGCCAGAGCGACUCACAAAUUGGUGCGUUCACCCUAUAGCCAGUGGGAUAACCACUUUACAAUUUGGGGGGGGGGGGGGGUUAGAAGGAAUACUUUAGCCUAUCCCAGGUAUUCCUUAAAGAGGUGGGGUUUCAAAUGUCUCCGGAAGGUGGUGAGUGACUCCGCUGUCCUGGCGUCGUGAGGGAGCUUGUUCCACCAUUGGGGUGCCAGAGCAGCGAACAGUUUUGACUUGGCUGAGCGGGAGCUGUGCUUCCGCAGAGGAAGGGGAGCCAGCAGGCCAGAGGUGGAUGAACGCAAUGUCCUCGUUUGGGUGUAGGGACUGAUCAGAGCCUGAAGGUACAGGGGUGCCGUUCCCCUCACUGCUCCAAAGGCAAGCACCAUGGUCUUGUAGCGGAUGCGAGCUUCAAUUGGAAGCCAGUGGAGUGUGCGGAGGAGGGGGGUGACGUGAGAGAAGGUUGAACACCAGACAGACAUGACGCUUGGCAUUCAGGCCAAAGAGUUCAAUCUUGGUUUCAUCAGACCAGAUAAUCUUGCUUCUCAUGGUCUGAGAGUCCUUUAGGUGCCUUUUGGCAAACUCCAAGCGGGCUGUCAUGUGCCUUUUACUGAGGAGUGACUUCUGUCUGGCCACUCUACCAUAAAGGCCUGAUUGGUGGAGUGCUGCAGAGAUGGUUGUCCUUCUGGAAUGUUCUCCCAUCUCUUCAGAGGAACUGUAGCUCUGUCAGAGUAACCUUCUCCCCGAUUGCUCAGUGUGGCUGGGCGGCCAGCUCUAGGAAGAGUCUUGGUGGUUCCAAACUUCUUCCAUUUAAGAAUGAUGGAGGCCACUGUGUUCUUGGGGACCUUUUAAUGCUGCAGAAAUUUUUCGGUACCCUUCCCCAGAUCUGUGCCUUGACACAAUCCUGUCUCGGAGCUCUACGGACAAUACCUUCGACCUCAUGGCUUGGUUUUUGCUCUGACAUGCACUGUCAAAUGUGGGACCUUUUUAUAUAGACAGGUGUGUGCCUUUCCAAAUCAUGUCCAAUCAAUUUAAUUUACCACAGGUGGACUCCAAUCAAGUUGUAGAAACAUCUCAAGGAAGAUCAAUGGAAACAGGAUGCACCUGAGCUCAAUUUCGAGUCUCAUAGAAAAGGGUCUGAAUACUUAUGUAAAUAAGGUAUUUCUGUUUUUUAUUUGUAAUACAUUAGCAAACAUUUCUAAAAAUCUGUUUUCGCUGUGUCAUUAUGGGGUAUUGUGUGUAGAUUAAUGAGAAAAAAUAACAAUUUAAUACAUUUUUGAAUACGGCUGUAACGUAACAAAAUGUGGAAAAAAGUCAAGGGGUCUGAAUACUUUCCGAAUGCACUGUAUGUCCCCUGAUUUAUCCCGGUUAUGACACAAACCACUGUUUAGGUUAGCACAUUAGCUUGAUCUAGGAUAUUGUAGGGAAUUUGGGAGUAGCCCCGACCAGGACUCGAACCUGGGUCCAGGGACUGUCAACCCAACAGCUUUGCCGUUACGCCAAGAGAUCCAAUCCCCUUGAAGGGGUUGCUCGGUGUUGGUUUAAAGUCGCUGCAAUAUCUACAGUAACUCUAGCCAAGUAGCUGACCUCAAAUCUGGGUUAGGGUCAUGACAGGAGGUUAUAAAGUCAGUGGUCAUAUACAUAGCAUUAGCUGUCACGACUGUUUUAUGACACCUGUUAUGUUAUUGCUGAGCCAGCGUUCUGUAGGUCGGACGUUAGCGAGCCGGCGUAAAGUUAUGUUACAACAGUGCAAUAACUACAGACUAGGGGUGUUCCCACGGGGGGCCAGUAUAAAAAAUAUAUAUGUAUUCACUAACUGUAAGUCGCUCUGGAUAAGAGCGUCUGCUAAAUGACUAAAAUGUAAAUGUAAAUGUUGCACAAUUCCGGUAACUUUCCCCAAAAAUUCCCAGGUUUUCCAGGAAUCCUGGUUUGGAAGAUUACUGAAAUGAGGAGAGCACAAGCAGGAAUUCUGCAACCAGGGAAUGUUCGGGAAGUUACUGGGAUUGUGCAACCGAGGGGGACGGGGUUGAAGUUGCCACUAGACACUGUUCUAAGGCCUGCUAUAGGAUCAGGGUAUGUUGAAUGGAGGAUAAGAUGAUCCUAGAUCUGUUCCAAUUGACAAGAGGGAUAUAGUUACCCAUGGACACUGAUAUUAAGUCAGUUAUGUGUCCUCCCCCCAUAAUGAUUAAUGGAGGGUAAUCUGAUCCUAUACUGAACAAAAAUAUAAAACGCAACUUGCAACAAUUUCAAAGAUUUUGACUGAGUUUAUAGAAGGAAAUCAGUCAAUUGAAAUAGACUCAUUCGUCCCAAAUCAAUGGAUUUCACAUAACGGCGGUGGUGCAGCCUGGGAGGGCCAGCCAAUCAGAAUGAGUUUUUCCCCACAAAAGGGCUGUAUAACAGACAUAAAUACGGGCUGGCAUGGUUUCACGUGGUCUGCGUUUGUGAGGUCGGUUGGAUGUACUGCCAAAUUCUCUAAAACAAUGUUGGAGGCGGCGCUGUUGGACAGUCCUGCAGUCAGCAUGCCAAUUCCACGCUCCCUUAAACGUGAGACUUCUGUGGCAUUGUGUUGUGACCAAAUUGCACAUUUUAGAGUGACCUGUUGUCCCCAGCACAAGGUGGGGAAAUAAGCUUUUUGUGCAUAUGGAAAAUUUCGGGGAUCUUUUAUUUCAGCUCAUGAAAAAUGGGACCAACACUUUACAGGUUUGCGUUUAUAUAUUUGUUAAGUAUAGAUCUGUGGUCAGGGGCAACUUGUAUCUCAGGCUCUCCGUACAGACAGACAGGACCCUUAAAGACUAUCUAAAGGUCUCCUUUUCUGUCUGCUUUUACCAGACAACUAAAAAAUAAACAUGUAAACAAACUUUAGUGUUGUUUGGUGUCAUCGGUCUGACCAUGUAAAGUCAUUUAAAAAGUACAGUGUGUAUGUAUGCAGUACAGUGUAAUUCCAGUGUAGGUUUACAUAGUUCCCAUAUAUCAUUACAAAGUACCGGCCUGUAAUAACUUAUGUAGAUGCAUGUAAAGACAAAGGGAGACUUUUAUGGAUUUGUUUUUUUUGUGGGAGACUCAAGCCUGUGACUUCUCUUUUUCACCACCAGGUGGUGACAUGUUGGCCAUUGUAGGCUGAUGUAAAAGUCCCCUGUCUAGUCUGACAUACCAGACCUAAGGCAACUGGUAACAUUGUGGGAUGCCAGCUGGCUUGUCUAGAUCACAGGUGUCAAACUCAUUCUGUGGAGGGCAGAGUGUCUGCAGGUUUUCACUCCACCCUUAAUUAUGAACUCCCCCUCACCUGGGGUGUAUUCAUUACGUCUUUGCGACGCAAAACAUUUACCAUUUAAGAACCAAAAUGGAAGCAAAACGGAACAAAAAACGGGGAGGAACCUAGCUGCAUUUGUCUAAUAGAAACUGGUUUAAGUUGCAAAACAUUUGGAGUAAACGAUUUCUGUUCUGCAAAAAAAGUUUUGUAACAGACAAUGUUUUGCAACAGAAUUAGCGUAAUGAAUACACCCCUGGUACUUUAGGUCUUAAAUUGGACACUAAAUUAAACUAGCAGACACAAGGAAUGAGUUGGACAGCCCUGGUCUAGACUCUAGGGAGACUAUUGCCUGGCUAAAGACAAGUCAGACACUCAUUACUGUUGUUUCCUAAUCUCUGGCUGAAUCCAUGUAUUACGGUGUCUGGUUUCACACUGAGUGGCCUAGUUACAGUUAUGAGUAAAUCGGCGUGAAAAGCCGAUUAGUAAGAAUGUCUCACCCCAUGUUCCAGAAUGUCUCACCCCAUGUUCCAGAAUGUCUCACCCCAUGUUCCAGAAUGUCUCACCCCAUGUUCCAGAAUGUCUCACCCCAUGUUCCAGAAUGUCUCACCCCAUGUUCCAGAAUGUCUCACCCCAUGUUCCAGAAUGUCUCACCCCAUGUUCCAGAAUGUCUCACCCCAUGUUCCAGAAUGUCUCACCCCAUGUUCCAGAAUGUCCUUUUUCCCUUUAAACAGAUUACAACCCAUCACUUUUGGUUAUUGAAGAAGAAAAAAAUCUAUAUUGCUAUUUUUAAAACAAGCCAUAGAAGGUUGGUUGCAAUUUCAGUUUAAUCCACCAGAAAACACAGAACAAAUAUUACAACAAAUAUUAUGGUUAAACUCAAAUAUACUAAUACAUAACCAAUUAUUUUUAGAGAACAUGUUUAAAAAAGGUAUAAUCUUUGUUAAUGAUAUCAUAAAUAGGACUGGUGGAGUUAUGUUACACAUGCAGCUAACAAAAAAAUAUGGAAACGUCUGCUCUACUCAAAAUUACAAUCCAGGUAUGCAAAGCUCACAGCUGUAAUCGCUGCCAAAGGUGAUUCUAACAUGUAUUGACUCAGGGGGUUGAAUAUUUAUCUAAAGAAAAUGUAUUAGCAAUAAUUGAAUAUCUACGUAAGUAAAAGUUAACAAUAACGAAAAAUAUUAAAAAUUAAACGACAAAGCUAGUAAAACAAGUAAUGUAAUUAUUUCCCAUGUUCAUUGUUUCAGAUGUAUGUUCCCUUCAACCCCAGUAUGCAGUGCAUUCGGGAAGUAUUCAGAGCCCUUGACUUUUUCCACAUUUUGUUACGUUCCAGCCUUAUUCUAAAAUGAAAUAGUUAUUUUUUUCUCUCAUUAAUCUACACACAAUACCACAAAUGUAUUAAAAAUAAAAAACGGAAAUAAAACAUUUACAAAAGUAUUCAGACCCUUUACUCAGUACUUUGUUGAAGCACCUUUGGCAGCGAUUACAGCCUCAAGUCUUCUUGGGUAUGGCGCUAGAAGCUUGGCACACCUGUUUUUGGGAAGUUUCUCCCAUUCUUCUCUGCAGAUCCUCUCAAGCACUGUCAGGUUGGAUGGGGAGCGUCGGUGCACAGCUAUUUUCAGGUCUCUCCAGAGAUUUUCAAAUCGGGUUCGGGCUCUGGCUGGGCCACUCAAGGACAUUUAGAGACUUGUCCCAAAGCCACUCCUGCAUUGUCUUGGCUGUGUGCUUUGGGUCGUUGUCCUGUUGGAAGGUGAACCUUUGCUCCAGUCUGAGGUCCUGAGCGCUGUGGAGCAGGUUUUCAUCAAGGAUCUCUCUGUACUUUGCUCCGUUCAUCUUUCCCUCUUUCCAGACUAGUCUCCCAUUUCCUGCUGCUGAAAAACAUUCCCCACAGCAUUAUGCUGCCACCACCAUGCUUCACCGUAGGGUUGGUGCCUGGUUUCCUCCAGACGUGACACUUGGCAUUCAGGCCAAAGAGUUCAAUCUUGGUUUCAUCAGACCAGAGAAUCUUGUUUCUCAUGGACUGAGAGUCCUUUAGGUGCCUUUUGGCAAAUCAUGUCCAAUCAAGUGAAUGUACUACAGGUGGACUCCAAUCAAGUUGUAGAAACAUCUCAAGGAUGAUCAUGGAAACAGGAUGCACCUGAACUCAAUUUCGAGUCUCAUAUCAAAGGGUCUGAAUACUUAUGUAAAUAAGGUAUGUUUUUUAAUACAUUUGCCAACAUUUCUAAAAACCUGUUUUCGCUUUGUCAUUAUGGGGUGUAGAUUGAUGAGGAAAAUAAGCCUGUAACGUAAGAAAAUGUGGGAAAAGUCGAGGGGUCUGAAUACUUAACGAAUGCACUGUACACAGGAAAAUAAAUGAAAACAUUGUGAACAAAUGUCUAACGAACAAAUGGUAAAUGGCAUUUCUCCUGCUCUGGAAAACAGGUUAUGCCAUAGGGCUCUGGUCAAAAGUAAUGCACUAUAUAGGGAAUAGGGUUCCAUUUGAUAUUUAUGGCUACCUGCUGUUGUCCAUUCAUUCACUCGUUUCCCAUAAACACUGUUCUGGAAUGUUGCUAGUUUCAUCUCCCACCACAGCUAUCAGAUUGCUAACCCCCUCAGGUCUGUAAUGAGGAUCUCAAUAGCAGCUUUGUGUCUAGUUUCUUUCCUAGUCAUCUAGUUUCGAAAUGAAAACUGUGAUUCGUGGUUACUGCCAGACAGCCAACUUGAUUUACAGCUUUCUCAGGUCCAGGAAGGAUGAUAACAUGAGACUACUAGACCAGAAACACACUAUGGACUUGGCAGAGAACCUUAAACUUCAGGGUACACUGGGGCUAGGAGGUGAGGCGUCCGAAUCGCAGUUGGAUGUCUUUGCCACUAUAGGAUUAGUGUUCUAGUCACAAGUUUGUUCACGCCCAGUUAUUUCUGCCAUAUUUUGUGAUGUAUAUGUGGCUUUCCUUGUCCGUUUGUGUCGUAAGUAAAGAACUAUGAGGACAAUGACCAGGACUCCUGCAGGGAUGAAAAACAACAGCAGUGUAGAUCUGUCUCUGGGACAGUCGUCAUGGUUUCUCCUGAUUGACACUGUUGACACAACAGAACAAAUUAUAAACAGUGGCAAAAUUAUUAAACACCCAGUAUAUAUCCACCCUGAAGAAGUCAGUAAUAUAAUAUAUUUGAUUUUAUUAGGAUCUAUUUUAGUCCUCAUUUGGACUAAUCUUCCAGGAGUACUUAAACAUUAAAAUAUAAUUUACAAUACAAUCACAUUUUCACAUACAGUAUAACACACUGUUACAAACAACAUACAUAAUACACUGCCACAAUGACCAGAUAAAUACUCUGACAGUCUGAAAAGAUAGAUUUGUUCCUUCAUCUACCAUAGUCAAUGUAUUAUAUGGUUCUAAAGUAUUGUUUGAAUGUACAGUACCAGUCAAAAGUUUGGACACACCUACUCAUUCAAGGGUUAUUCUUUAUUUUGACUAUUUACUACAUUGUAGACUAAUAGUGAAGACAUCAAAACUAUGAAAUAACACAUAUUGAAUCAUGAAGUAACAAAAAAGUGUUAAACAAAUCAAAAUAUAUUUGAGAUUGGAGAUUCUUCAAAGUAACCACCCUUUGCCUUGAUGACAGCUUUGCACACUCUUGGCAUUCUCUCAACCAGCUUCACCUGGAAUGCUUUUCCAACAAUCUUGAAGGAGUUCCCACAUAUGCUGAGCACUUGUUGGCUGCUUUUCCUUCACUCUGCCGUCCGACUCAUCCCAAACCAUAUCAAUUUGGUUGAGGUCGGGUGAUUGUGGAGGCCAGGUCAUCUGAUGCAGCUCUCCAUCCCUCUCCUUCUUGGUCAAAUAGUCCUUACACAGCCUGGAGGUGUGCCGAGUCAUUGUCCUGUUGAAAAACAAAUGAUAGUCCCACUAAGCGCAAACCAGAUGGGGGAAGACAUAUCGCUGCAGAAUGCUGUGGUAGCCAUGCUGGUUAAGUGUACCUUGAAUUCUAAAUAAAUCACAGACAGUGUCACCAGCAAAGCACCCCACACAAUCACACCUCCUCCUCCAUGCUUCAAGGUGGGAACCACACAUGCAGAGAUCAUCCGUUCACCUACUCUGCUUCUCACAAAGACACUGCGGUUGGAACCAACAAUCUCAAAUUUGGACUCAUCAGACCAAAGGACAGAUUUCCACCGGUCUAAUGUCCAUUGCUUGUGUUUCUUAGACCAAGCAAGUCUCUUCUUAUUAUUGGUGUCCUUUAGUAGUGGUUUCUUUGCAGCAAUUUGACCAUGAAGGCCUGAUUCACGCAGUCUCCUCUGAACAGUUGAUGUUGAGAUGUGUCUGUUACUUGAACUCUGUGAAGCAUUUAUUUGGGCUGCAAUUUCUGAGGCUGGUAACUAUAAUGAACUUAUCCUCUGCAGAAGAGGUAACUCUGGGUCUUCCUUUCCUGUGGCGGUCCUCAUGAGAGCCAGUUUCAUCAUAGCGCUUGAUGGUUUUUGCGACUGGACUUGAAGAAACUUUCAAAGUUCUUGACAUUUUCCGGAUUGACCUUCAUGUCUUAGGGCUAUCUUCUGUAUACCACCCCCCUACCUUGUCACAACACAACUGAUUGGCUCAAACACUUUAAGAAGGAAAGAAAUUCCACAAAUUAACUUUUAACAACGCAUACCUGUUAAUUGAAAUGCAUUCCAGGUGACUACCUCAUGAAGCUGGUUGAGAGAAUGCUAAGAGUGUGCAAAGCUGUCAUCAAGGCAAAGGGUGACUAUUUUAAUAUAUAUUUUGAUUUGUUUAAGCCUUACUACAUGAUUCUAUGUGUGUUAUUUCAUAGUUUUGAGGUCUUCACUAUUAUUCUACAAUGUAGAAAAUAGUAAAAAUAAAGAAAAACCCUUGAAUGAGUAGGUGUGCCCAAACUUUUGACUGGUACUGUAUAUAUAUAUAUAUAUAUAUAUAUAUAUAUAUAUACAUAUAUAUAUAUAUAUAUAUAUAUAUAUAUAUAUAUAUAUAUAUAUAUAUAUAUAUAUAUAUAGUGUACAGCGCCUUCAGAGUGUAUUCAUACCCCUUGACUUAUUCCACAUUUUUUGUGUUACAGCCUGAAUUCAAAAUGAAAUAGAUUGUUUUCUCUCACCCAUCUACACACAAUCCACCAUAAUGACAAAGGGAAAACAUAUAUUUAGACAUUUUGGCAAAUGUAUUGAAAAUGAAAUACAGAAAUAUCAAUUUACAUAAGUAUUCACACCCCUGAGUCAAUACUUUGUAGAAUCACCUUUGGCAGUGAUUACAGUUGUGAGUCUUUCUGGGUAAGUCUCUAAGAGCUUUGCACACAUGGAUUGUGCAACAUUUGACCAUUAUUCUUUUCGAAAUUCUUCAAGCUCGGUCACAUUAGUUGUUGAUCAUUGUUAGACAACCAUUUUCAAGUCUUUCCAUAGAUUUUCAAGUAGAUUUAAGUUAAAACUGUAACUCGGUCACUCUGAAACAUUCACUGUCUUCUUGGUAAGCAACUCCAGUGUAGAUGUGGCAGUAUGUUUUGGGUUAUUGUCCUGCUGAAAGGUGAAUCCAUCUCCCAGUGUCUAGUGGAAAGCAGACUGAACCAGGUUUUCAUCUAGGACUUUGCCUGUGCUUAGCGCCAUUCUGUUUCUCUUUUAUCCUGAAAGACUCCCCAGUCCUUAACAAUUACAAGCAUACCCAUAACAUGAUGCAGCCACCACUAUGCUUGAAAAUAUGGAGAGUGGUAUUCAGUAAUGUGUUGUAUUGGAUUUGCUCCAAACAGAACACUUUGUGUUGAGGACAAAAAGUUAUUUUCUGUGCCACAUUUUUACUUUAGUGCCUUGUUGCAAACGGGAUGCAUGUUUUGAAAUAUUUUUUAUUCUGUACAGGCUUCCUUCUUUUCACUCUGUCAAUUAGGUUAGUAUUGUGGAGUAACUUCAAUGUUGUUGAUCCAUCCUCAGUUUUAUCCAUUCACAGCAAUUAAACACUGUGACUGUUUUAAAGUCACCAUUGGCCUCAUGGUGAAAUCCCUGAGCGGUUUCCUUCCUCUCCGGCAACUGAGUUAGGAAGGACGCCUGCAUCUUUGUAGUGACUGGACGUCUUGAUACACCAUCCAAAGUUUAAUUAAUAACUUCACCAUGCUUAAAGGGAUAUUCAAUGUCUGCUUCUUUUUUAACCCAUCUACCAAUAGGUGCCAUUCUUUGCGAGGCACUGAAAAACCUCCUUGGUCUUUGUGGUUGAAUCUGUGUUUGAAAUUCACUGCUCGACUAAGGGUCCUUACAGAUAAUUGUAUACAGUGCCUUCGGAAAUUAUUCAGACCCCUUGACUUUUUCCACAUUUUGUUACGUUACAGCCUUAUUCUAAAAUUGAAUAAAUACAUGUUUUUCCUCAGCAAUCUACACACAAUACCCCAUAAUGUCACGACUUCCUCCUAAGCUGCCUCCUCUCCUUGUUCGGGCAGGCUUCGGCGUUCGUCGUCACCGGCCUUCUAGCCAUUGCCGCAUCACAUCGCAUCAUUCCAUUUGUUUUGUUUUGUCUAUUACACACACCUGGUUCAUAUCCCCUCAUUAGUAUGUGUAUAAGUGUUCCCUCUGCCCCCUUGUCCUUGUGGGUGAUCGCUUAAUGUGAGGAGAGUAGCUCGGUUGAGCUCAGUGUAUUUUGUAUUGCCGGGGUAUAUUUUCCCUGUGUGCCUGUUUUGUUCCAGUGUGCCUGUUUUGCACACUGGACUGUUUGACGCUAUUCUGCGUAACUCUGUAUUCCGGAAUAAACUCUGUAUUCUGUGAUUUACACUCCUGCGUCUGACUCCUUCAAAUCACAGAAUCAAAGGAAGCGAUGGAUCGGGUUCUCCAGGUCGUCCAACACCUGGAGAGGAGAGGACCCGAUCUGUCGAGACCAGCUGGGCGACCGGAUCCAGCCACCCACACCCCAGCACACAGAGGGAUCCAGAUAUCCCGACCACGGGAUUUCGACAGGGACAGCUGCUCUCUGCCAGGGAUUCCUCCUCAAACUGGAUCUCUUCUAUUCCAGCAUCAGGCCGGCCCCAUCGGAGCGGGAGAAGGUGUCUUCCCUCGUCUCCUGCCUCUCAGGGAAAGCCCUGGAGUGGGCCAACGCAGUUUGGAAUGAAGGAGGAGCCGUGUUGGACAACUACGGGGAGUUCGCUCGCCUCUUUCGGGCUGUCUUCGAUCACCCGCCCGAGGGUAAAGAGGCGGGCGAGCGGCUGGUCCACCUGAGGCAGGGGACGAGGACUGCGCAGGACUUCGCCCUGGAGUUCCGGACUCUAGCAGCUGGGUCCGGGUGGAACGAGCGGGCCCUCAUCGACCACUUCCGGUGCCAUCUGCAGGAGGAUGUCCGAAGGGAGCUAGCCUGCCGGGACACCAUGUUGUCCUUCAAUCAACUGGUGGACAUGGCCAUCCGCUUGGACAAUCUGCUGGCGGCCAGAGGACGUCCUGGAGGGGGUCUGCCCGUUCCAACCCCGCCUGACUCGGAUCAUGUGCUGAUGGAGCGGUAGAGUGGAGGAUGACAGCGCCAGUGUCUGACUCCUUCAAAUCACCCAUCACACAAGCGAAAACAGGUUUUUAGAAAUGUUUGCACAUUUAUUGAAAAAAAAAAAACAGUAAUACCUUAUUUACAUAAGUAUUCAGACCCUUUGCUAUGUGACUCGAAAAUUGAGCUCCGGUGCAUCUUGUUUCCAUUGAUCAUCCUUGAGAUGUUUCUACAACUUGAUUGGAGUCCACCUGUGGUAAAUUCAAUUGAUUGGACAUGAUUGGAAAAGCACAUACCUGUCUAUAUAAGGUCCCACAGUUGACAGUGCAUGUCAGAGCAAAAACCAGCCUUGAGUCUUCUUGGGUAUGACGGUAAAAGCUUGGCACCCUUUCCAAAUUAUGUCCAAUCAAUUGAAUUUAUCAUAGGUGGACUCCAUUCAAGUUGUAGAAACAUCAAGGAUGAUCAAUGGAAACAGGAUGCACCUGAGCUCAAUUUCGAGUCUGAUAGCAAAGGGUCUGAAUACUAAUUUAAAUAAGGUAUUUCUCAAGGGGUCUGAAUAUAUAUAUAUAUAUAUAUAUAUAUAUAUAUAUAUACACACACAAAAGUAUGUGGACACCCCUUCAAAUUAGCGGAUUUAGCUAUUACAGCCACACCUGUUGCUGACAGGUGUAUAAAAUCUAACAUAGCAUUCAAUCGCCAUAGAAAAACAUUGGCUGCAGAAUGGCCUUACUGAAGAGCUCAGUGACUUUCAAUGUGGCACCAUCAUAGGAUGCCACCUUUCCAACAAGUCAGUUCGUCAAAUUUCUGCCCUGCUAGAGCUGCCCCGGUCAACUGUAAGUGCUAUUAUUGUGAAGUGGAAAUGUCUAGGAGCAACAAUGACUCAGCCGCGAAGUGGAAGCCACACAAGCUCAAAGAACGGGACCGCCGAAUGCUGAAGUGUGUGGCACGUAAUAAUCGUCUGUCCUCGUUUGCAACACUCACUACCGAGUUCCAAACUGCCUCUGGAAGCAACAUCAGCAUAAUAACUGUUUGUCGGGAGCUUUAUGAAAUGGGUUUCCAUGGCCGAGCAGCCGCACAAAAGCCUAAGAUCACCAUGUGCAAUGCCAAGCAUCGGCUGGAGUGGUGUAAAGCUCGCCGCCAUUGGACUCUGGAGCAGUGGAGUGAUGAAUCACGCUUCACCAUCUGGCAGUCCGAGGGACGAAUCUGGGUUUGGCGGAUACCAGGAGAACGCUACCUGCCCGAAUGCAUAGUGCCAACUAUAAAGUCUGGUGGAGGAGAAAUAAGGGUCUGUUUUUCAUGGUUCGGGCUCCUUAGUUCCAGUGAAGGGAAAUCUUAACGCUACUGCAUACAAUGACAUUCUAGAUGAUUGUGUGCUUCCAACUUUGUGGCAACAGUUUGGGGAAGGUCCUUUCCUGUUUCAGCCUGACAAUGCCCCCAUGCACAAAGCGAGGUCCAUACAGAAAUGGUUUGUCGAGAUCAGUGUGGAAGAACUUAACUGGCGUGCACAGAGCCCUGAUCUCAACCCCAUCGAACACCUUUGGGAUGAAUUGGAACACUGACUGCGAGCCAGGCCUAAUCGCCCAACAUCAGCGCCCGACCUCACUGACGCUCUUGUAGCUGAAUGGAAGCAAGUCCCCGCAGCAAUGUUCCAACAUUCAGUGGAAAGCCUUCCCAGAAGUGUGGAGGCUGUUAUAGCAGAAAAGGGGGGGGGACCAACUCCAUAUCAAUGCCCAUGAUUUUGGAAUGAGAUGUUCGACGAGCAGGUGUCCACAUACUUCUGGUCAUGUGGUGUAGCUAGCUACGUUCCCUAGCUACAGUUACAGUUAUAGAAUUCUGUAAAGAACUUGCUUUCUAUUUUCAACCCAGCCUCCCGGCCCUGGGACAGACGGACACACGCAACAUCAGGGGAUUUAGGUUCCUCUUUCUAAUAAUAGGUUGCGGUUGAGAGAUAAUUACAUUGGCCUGGAUGUUCCCAUGGUAGGGUGUGGGUAAUUUAUGUGUUGUAAACACUGCUCAGCCCCUACAUUAAAGGAUUAGCUUAUUCCAGAGUAAAUGUUUGUCAGACAUGUCACGCAAUAGUUGGCAUGGAAUAUUGUCUCGGCUUGACUCAGUGUCACAGGUUGGGUCUGAACCCCAGUCUCCCACAAGAGGAACCAGGCAUCUUAACCAGUAGCCAAAUAGGAACUUCACUCUUCGCCAAAGGGUGACAGUAUCUAUGUUUCCAUGAACUUGUCCAAUGUUAUUUUUUUUGUUGACGUUUAGAAAGUUUGCAUAGAAAAUAGAUGUGACGAUUGGUGCGUUUCCAUUCAACCAUCUUCUGUCGAUUAAAUCAGCUGGACGUGAUGACGUCACACACAAAAUAUGCAAAAGUAUUCACCACCCUUGGAAUUGUUCCUAUUUUGUUGCCUUACAACCUGUAAUAAAUAAACAAAAUGGGGGGGGGGGUUUGUAUCAUUUGAUUUACACAACAUGCCUACCACUUUGAAGAUGCAAAAUAUUUUUUAUUGUGAAACAAACAAGAAAUAAGACAAAAAAAAAAAAAAAAACUUGAGCGUGCAUAACUAUUCACCCACCUAUUCACCCACCCUACAUAUCCCAUAGAAACCAAUCCAUCAUAAUGAAGCAGUAAUCUCUGGAUACACCCCAUCACCCACCCUACAUAUCCCAUAGAAACCAAUCCAUCAUAAUGAAGCAGUAAUCUCUGGAUACACCCCGUCACCCACCCUACAUAUCCCAUAGAAACCAAUCCAUCAUAAUGAAGCAGUAAUCUCUGGAUACACCCCAUCACCCACCCUACAUAUCCCAUAGAAACCAAUCCAUCAUAAUGAAGCAGUAAUCUCUGGAUACACCCCAUCACCCACCCUACAUAUCCCAUAGAAACCAAUCCAUCAUAAUGAAGCAGUAAUCUAUGGAUACACCCCAUCACCCACCCUACAUAUCCCAUAGAAACCAAUCCAUCAUAAUGAAGCAGUAAUCUCUGGAUACACCCCGUCACCCACCUUACAUAUCCCAUAGAAACCAAUCCAUCAUAAUGAAGCAGUAAUCUCUGGAUACACCCCAUCACCCACCCUACAUAUCCCAUAGAAACCAAUCCAUCAUAAUGAAGCAGUAAUCUCUGGAUACACCCCGUCACCCACCCUACAUAUCCCAUAGAAACCAAUCCAUCAUAAUGAAGCAGUAAUCUCUGGAUACACCCCGUCACCCACCCUACAUAUUCCAUAGUAACCAAUCCAUCAUAAUGAAGCAGUAAUCUCUGGAUACACCCCAUCACCCUACUGUAUACUACCAACAUUGUUGACGUUUAAUUAAUCCUUUGACUCUAAACAAGAGUGUUCAGUUUAGUUUCAGUUUCAGACCUAUAUUCUAUAUUAUUUUCUUAAAGUGCCAAUAUCACAAUAUGUGAUUGGUACAGCCAUUAUUAGCCUAAAUAAAUUCUGGACUAAAAAUGUGCUUAACAAGUCACAUAAUACGUUUCAAAGAGUGUUUAACAUGAUUUUUGAAUGACUACCUCAUCUCUCUCCACACAUUAAAUUAUCUGUAAGGUCCACAAAGACCAGGCAGGUCUUCCAAUGCCUCGCAAAGAAGGGCACCUAUUGGUAUAUGAAAAAUCAAAAAUCAAAGCAGACAUUGAAUAUCCCUUUGAGCAUGGUGAAGUUAUUAAUUACACUUUGGAUAGUGUAUCAAUACACCCAGUCACUACAAAGACAUAGGCGUCCUUCCUAACUCAGUUGCUAAAGUGGAAGGAAACCGAUCAGGGAUUUCACUAUGAUGCCAAUGGUGACUUUAAAACAGUUACAGAGUUGAAUGGCUGUGAUAGGAGAAAACUGAGGAUGGAUCAACAACAUUGUGGUUACUCCACAAUACUAACCUAAUUGACACAGUGAAAACAAGGAAGCCUGUACAGAAUAAAAAUAUUCCAAAACAUGCAUCCUGUUUGCAAUAAUGCACUAAAGUAAAACUGCAAAGAAAUUGGCAAAGAAAUGACAUUUAUGUCCUGAAUACAAAGUGUUAUGUUUGGGGCAAAUCCAACACAACACAUCACUGAGUACCACUCUCCAUAUUUUCAAGCAUGGUGGUGGCUGCAUCAUGUUAUGGGUAUGCUUGUCAUCGGCAAGGACUAGGGAGUUUUUUAUGAUAAAAAUAAACGGAACAUAGCUAAGCAUAGGCAAACUCCUAGAGGAAAACCUGGUUCAGUCUGCUUUCCAACAGACACUGGGAGACAAAUUCACCUUUCAGCAGGACAAUAACCUAAAACACAAAGCCAAAUAUACACUGGAGUUGGUUACCAAGAUGACACUGAAUGUUCCUGAGUGGCCUAGUUACAGUUUUGACUUAAACCGUCUUGAAAAUCUAUGGCAAGACUUGAAAAUGGCUGACUAGCAAUGAUCAACAACCAAUUUUUAAAAGAAUAAUGUGCAAAUAUUGUACAAUCCAGGUGUGCAAAGCUCUUAGAGACUUACCCAGAAAGACUCACAGCCGUAAUUGCUGCCAAAGGUGAUUCUAACAUGUAUUGACUCAGGGGGUUGAAUACUUAUGUAAAUGAGAUAUUUCUCAUCAAGAUAGUGUUUUAUUUUUAUUUUUAAAAAAUGUUAGAAUUUGUCUUCCACUUUGACAUCACAGAGUAUUUUGUGUAGAUCGUUGACCAAAAAAUAUAUAUUAAAUCAAUUUCAAUCCCACUUUGUAACACAACAAAAUGUGGAAAAAGUCAAGGUGUGUGAAUACAUUCUGAAGGCACUGUAAAUACCUCAUGAGCUUAGUUCAACAGUCUUACCCCAUCAGAACCCAACAUAUACAGUUCCGUGAAAAGGUACUUGCCCCCUUUUAAAUUUCUCUACUUUUGCAUAUUUUUGAUACUGAAUGUUAUCAGAUCUUCAACCAAAACCUAAUAUUAGAUCAAGGGAACCUGAGUGAACAAAUCACACAACAAUUACAGUGAGGGAAUAAAGUAUUUGAUCCCCUGCUGAUUUUAUACGUUUGCCAACUGACAAAGACAUGAUCAGUCUAUAAUUUUAAUGGUAGGUUUAUUUGAACAGCGAGAGACAGAAUAACAACAAAAAAAUCCAGAAAAACGCAUGUCAAAAAUGUUAUAAAUUCAUUUGCAUUUUAAUGAGGGAAAUAAGUAUUAAACCCCUCUGCAAAACAUGACAUGGCAAAACCCUUGUUGGCAAUCACAGAGGUCAGACGUUUCUUGUAGUUGGCCACCAGGUUUGCACACAUCUCAGGAGGGAUUUUGUCCCACUCCUCUUUGCAGAUCUUCUCCAAGUCAUUAAGGUUUUGAGGCUGACGUCUCCAGACCUUAAUGUGCUUCUUCUUGAGCCACUCCUCUGUUGCCUUGGCCAUGUGUUUUGGGUCAUUGUCAUGCUGGAAUACCCAUCCACAACCAUUUUCAAUGCCCUGGCUGAGGGAAGGAGGUUCUCACCCAAGAUUUGACGGUUCCUGGCCCCGUCCAUCGUCCCUUUGAUGCGGUGAAGUUGUCCUGUCCCCUUAGCAGAAAAACACCCUCAAAGCAUAAUGUUUCCACCUCCAUGUUUGACGGUGGGGAUGGUGUUCUUGGGGUCAUAGGCAGCAUUCCUCCUCCUCCAAACACGGCGAGUUGAGUUGAUGCCAAAGAGCUCGAUUUUGGUCUCAUCUGACCACAACACUUUCACCCAGUUCUCCUCUGAAUCAUUCAGAUGUUCAUUGGCAAACUUCAGACGGGCCUGUAUAUGUCCUUUCUUGAGCAGUGGGACCUUGAGGGCGCUUCAGGAUUUCAGUCCUUUACGGCGUAGUGUGUUACCAAUUGUUUUCUUGGUGACUAUGGUCCCAGCUGCCUUGAGAUCAUUGACAAGAUCCUCCCGUGUAGUUCUGGGCUGAUUCCUCACCGUUCUCAUGAUCAUUGCAACUCCACGAGGUGAGAUCUUGCAUGGAGCCCCAGGCCGAGGGAGAUUGACAGGUCUUUUGUGUUUCUUCCAUUUGCGAAUAAUCGCACCAAUUGUUGUCACCUUCUCACCAAGCUGCUUGGCGAUGGUCUUGUAGCCCAUUCCAGCCUUGUGUAGGUCUACAAUCUUGUCCCUGACAUCAUUGGAGAGCUCUUUUGUCUUGGCCAUGGUAGAGAGUUUGGAAUCUGAUUGAUUGAUUGCUUCUGUGGACAGGUGUCUUUUAUACAGGUAACAAACUGAGAUUAGGAGCACUCCCUUUAAGAGUGUGCUCCUAAUCUCAGCUCGUUACCUGUAUAAAAAAGACACCUGGGAGCCAGAAAGCUUUCUGAUUGAGAGGGGGUCAAAUACUUAUUUCCCUCAUUAAAAUGCAAAUCAAUUUAUAACAUUUUUGACAUGCGUUUUUCUGGAUUUUUUUGUUGUUAUUCUGUCCCUCACUGUUCAAAUAAACCUACCAUUACAAUUAUAGACGGACCAUUUCUUUGUCAGUGGGCAAACGUACAAAAUCAGCAGGGGAUCAAAUACUUUUCCCCCCUCACUGUACACACUUAUUUCUGAAAACAAAGUUAUGCAACACCCAAUGCCCCUGUGUGAAAAAGUAAUUGCCCCCUUAUGCUAAAUUACUGGUACGCUUCCUGUAGUUGUUGUCUUUGGCACACUCUUCCAUGAUGAUUGGUCCCAUUAAGUCUGGCGAAAACCAAACACUGCAUUCCCACAGUAUAAUAAUAAGCCAUUUAGCAGACUCGUUUAUCCAAAGCGACUUACAGUCGUGCGUGCAUACAUUUUUUUGUGUAUGGGUGGUCCCGGGGAUCGAACCCACUACCUUGGCGUUACAAGCGCCGUGCUCUACCAGCUGAGCUACAGAGGACCACAGUAAGAACCUCAUACCAACAGUCAAGCAGGUGAUGGUUUAGAGAUGCUUUGCUUCCUCAGGAUCUGGACGACUUGCCUUAAUAGAAGGAACCAUGAAUUCUGCUCUGUAUCAGAGGAUUCUAAAGGAGAAUGUCAGGCCAUCCGUCUGUGAGCUGAAGCUGAAGCACAGCUGGUUGAUGCAGCAAGACAUUGAUCCAAAACACACAAUCAAGUCUACAUGAAAAUUGUUUAAAAAAGCAACACAUUUAAAGUUUUGGAAUGGCUUAGUCAAAGUCCUGACCUAAUCCCAAUUGAGAUGUUGUGGUAGGACUUGACACAAUCAGUUCAUGCUUGAAAACCCACAAAUGUCGCUGAGUUAAAGCAGUUCUGCAUGCAAGAGUGGGCCAAAAUUCCUGAUUGGUCAACAACUACAGGAAGCAUUUGGUUGCAGUCAUUGCAGCUACAGGUGGCACAACCAGUUACUUUCUCACAGAGGGGAUUUGGGUGUUGCAUAACUUUGUUAAUUAAAUAAAUAAAACAGCCCUGUAAGCUUGCUUUAUUCCAUGUUAGUAAAACAUAUAAUGGUAAACAAACACUGUAUUCAAAACAUGUUUAAAACUAUAUUUUUGAUCUCAUGAAUGGCCAGUCUUUGCAUCCAUAGCUCUGUCUAUGACAUUUAUAGAAUGGUCACAUUUCUCCAUCCCCACCCCUCAGCCAUUUACCAAAAAAGGGCAGAUGACUGCUUUGUUAUUGUUUGAAUCAAAUCAAAUCAAAUCAAAUGUUAUUGGUCACAUGCGCCGAAUACAACAGGUGCAGACAUUACAGUGAAAUGCUUACUUACAGCCCUUAACCAACAGUGCAUUUAUUUUAAACAAAAAAAGUAAGAAUAAAACAACAACAAAAAAAGUGUUGAGAAAAAAAGAGCAGAAGUAAAAGAAAGUGACAGUAGGGAGGCUAUAUAUACAGUAAAAUAAAGUGACAGUAGGGAGGCUAUAUAUACAGGGGGGUACCGUUGCAGAGUCAAUGUGCGGGGGCACCGGCUAGUUGAGGUAGUUGAGGUAAUAUGUACAUGUGGGUAGAGUUAAAGUGACUAUGCAUAAAUACUUAACAGAGUAGCAGCAGCGUAAAAAGGAUGGGGUCGGGGGGGCAGUGCAAAUAGUCCGGGUAGCCAUGAUUAGCUGUUCAGGAGUCUUAUGGCUUGGGGGUAGAAGCUGUUGAGAAGUCUUUUGGACCUAGACUUGGCACUCCGGUACCGCUUGCCGUGCGGUAGCAGAGAGAACAGUCUAUGACUAGGGUGGCUGGAGUCUUUGACAAUUCUGAGGGCCUUCCUCUGACACCGCCUGGUAUAGAGGUCCUGGAUGGCAGGGAGCUUUGCCCCAGUGAUGUACUGGGCCGUACGCACUACCCUCUGUAGUGCCUUGCGGUCAGAGGCCAAGCAGUUGCCAUACCAGGCGGUGAUGCAACCAGUCAGGAUGCUCUCGAUGGUGCAGCUGUAGAAUUUUUUGAGGAUCUGAGGACCCAUGCCAAAUCUUUUUAGUCUCCUGAGGGGGAAUAGGCUUUGUCGUGCCCUCUUCACGACUGUCUUGGUGUGUUUGGACCAUGAUAGUUCGUUGGUGAUGUGGACACCAAGGAACUUGAAGCUCUCAACCUGUUCCACUACAGCCCCGUCGAUGAGAAUGGGGGCGUGCUCAGUCCUCUUUUUUUUCCUGUAGUCCACAAUCAUCUCCUUUGUCUUGGUCACGUUGAGGGAGAGGUUGUUGUCCUGGCACCACACGGCCAGGUCUCUGACCUCCUCCCUAUAGGCUGUCUCAUCGUUGUCAGUGAUCAGGCCUACCACUGUUGUGUCGUCUGCAAACUUAAUGAUGGUGUUGGAGUCGUGCCUGGCCAUGCAGUCAUGUGUAAACAUGAACUCCCGAGUGGCGCAGUGGUCUAAGGCACUGCAUCGCAGUGCUAGCUGUGCCACUAGAGAUCCUGGUUCGAAUCCAGGCUCUGUCGUAGCCGGCCGUGACCGGGAGACCCAUGGGGCGGCGCACAAUUGGCCCAGCGUCGUCCAGGGUAGGGAAGGGAAUGGCCGGCAGGGGUGUAGCUCAGUUGGUAGAGCAUGGCGUUUGCAACGCCAGGGUUGUGGGUUCGAUUCCCAUGGGGGUAUGAAAAAUAAAAAAUGAUGUAUGCACUCACUAACUGUAAGUCGCUCUGGAUAAGAGCGUCUGCUAAAUGACUAAAAUGUAAAUGUAAACAGGGAGUACAGGAGGGGACUGAGCACGCACCCCUGAGGGGCCCCCGUGUUGAGGAUCAGCGUGGAAGAUAGGUUGUUACCUACCCUUACCACCUGGGGGCGGCCCGUCAGGAAGUCCAGGAUCCAGUUGCAGAGGGAGGUGUUUAGUCCCAGGAUCCUUAGCAUAGUGAUGAGCUUUGAGGGCACUAUGGUGUUGAACGCUGAGCUGUAGUCAAUGAAUAGCAUUCUCAUGUAGGUGUUCCUCUUGUCCAGGUGGGAAAGGGCAGUGUGGAGUGCAAUAGAGAUUGCAUCAUCUGUGAUCUGUUGGGGCGAUAUGCAAAUUGGAGUGGGUCUAGGGUUUCUGGGAUAAUGGUGCUGAUGUGAGCCAUGACCAGCCUUUCAAAGCACUUCAUGGCUACAGACGUCAGUGCUACGGGCCAGUAGUCCUUUAGGCAGGUUAUCUUAGUGUCCUUGGGCACGGGGACUAUGGUGGUCUGCUUGAAACAUGUUGGUAUUACAGACUCAGUCAGGGACAUGUUGAAAAUGUCGGUGAAGACACUUGCCAGUUGGUCAGCACAUGCUCGGAGUACACGUCCUGGUAAUCCGUCUGGCCCUGCGGCCUUGUGAAUGUUGACCUGCUUAAAAGGCUUACUCACAUCGGCUACGGAGAGCAUGAUCACAUAGUCAUCCGGAACAGCUGGUGCUCUCAUGCAUGCUUCAGUGUUGCUUGCCUCGAAGCGAGCAUAGAAGUGGUUUAGCUCAUCUGGUAGGCUUGUGUCACUGGGCAGCUCGCGGCUGUGCUUCCCUUUGUAGUCUGUAAUAGUUUUCAAGCCCUGCCACAUCCGACGAGCGUCAGAGCCGUGUAGUACAAUUCAAUCUUAGUCCUGUAUUGACUCUUUGCCUGUUUGAUGGUUCGUCGGAGGGCAUAGCGGGAUUUCUUAUAAGCGUCCGGGUUAGAGUCCCACUCCUUGAAAGUGGCAGCUCUACCCUUUAGCUCAAUGCGGAUGUUGCCUGUAAUCCAUGGCUUCUGGUUGGGGUAUGUACGUACGGUCAAUGUGAGGACGACGUCAUCGAUGCACUUAUUGAUGAAGCUAGUGACUGAUGUGGUGUACUCCUCAAUGCUAUCUGAAGAAUCCCGGAACAUGUUCCAGUCUGUGCUAGCAAAACAGUCCUGUAGCUUAGCAUCUGCGUCAUCUGACCACUUUUUUAUUAACCAAGUCACUGGUGCUUCCUGCUUUAGUUUUUGCUUAUAAGCAGGAAUCAGGAGGAUAGAGUUAUGGUCAGAUUUGCCAAAUGGAGGGCGAGUGAGAGCUUUGUAUGCGUCUCUGUGUGUGGAGUAAAGGUGGUCUAGAGUUUUUUUUCCUCUGGUUGCACAUGUAACAUGAUGGUAGAAAUGAGGUAGGACGGAUUUAAAUUUCCCUGCAUUAAAGUGCCCGGCCACUAGGAGCGCUGCCUCUGGGUGAGCGUUUUCCUUUGCUUAUGGCCUUAUACAGCUCAUUGAGUGCAAUCUUAAUGCCAGCAUUGGUUUGUGGUGGUAAAUAGACAGCUAUGAAAAAUAUAGAUGAAAACUCUCUUGGUAAAUAGUGUGGCAAAACCUCGAGACUUCCUUAGUAUUUGACUUUGUGCACCAGCUGUUGUUUACAAAUAUACACAGACCGCCACCCCUUGUCUUACCGGAGUCAGCCGUUCUAUCCUGCCGAUGUAGCGUAUAGCCCACUAGCUGUAUGUUGUCCAUGUCGUCGUUCAGCCACGACUCGGUGAAACAUAAGAUAUUACAGUUUUUAAUGUCCCGUUGGUAGGAUAAGCGUAAUCGUAGGUCAUCUAAUUUAUUUUCCAAUGAUUGAAGAUUGGCUAAUAGGAUUGAUGGAAGAGGCAGUUUACUCGCUCGCCGUCGGAUCCUUACAAGGCACCCCGACCUACGUCCACGAUAUCUCUGUCUCUUUCUCCUGCGAAUGACGGGGAUUUGGGCCUUGUCGGGUGUCUGUAGGAUAACCUUUGCGGCCGCCUCGUUGAAGAAAAAAUCUUCGUCCAAUACGAGGUGAGUAAUCGCUGUCCUGAUAUCCAGAAGCUCUUUUUGGUUAUAAGAGACGAUGGCAGAAACAUUAUAUACAGAAUAAAUUACAAAUAAUGUGAAAAAACACACAUAAUAGUACAAUUGGUUAGAGGGCUGUAAAAUGGCAGCCAUCUUCUCCGGCGACAUCAUCACUCCCUAGGAUAUUUCCUAGGAAACAGGCACAGCUGUUUCCUAGGAAAUAUAAACACACCAUGUAAAGUGUUGGUAUCAUGUUUCAUGAGCUGAAAUAAAAGAUCAACAGACAUUUUCCAUACGCACAAAAAGCUUAUUUCGCUCCAAUUUUGUGCACACAUUUAUUUACAUCCCUGUUAGUGAGCAUUUCUCCUUUGCCAAGAUAAUCCAUCCACCUGACAGGUGUGGCAUAUUUUUUUUUGUGAUCCAAUUGACAUUUUAGUCAUUUAGCAGACGCUCUUAUCCAGAGCGACUUACAAUUAGUGAGUGCAUAAAUUUCAUACUGGGAAUCUCAAGUUUUGAGGGAGUGUGCAAUUGGCACGCUGACUGCAGGAAUGUCCACCAGAGCUGUUCCAAGAUAAUUGAAUGUUAAUUUCUCUACCAUAAGCCAAUUACCAAUUUCUCUCAAUGUCAUUUUAGAGAUUUUGGCAGUACGUCCAACCGGCCUAACAACCGCAGACCAUGUGUAACCAUGACAGCACAGAACCUCCAUAUCUGGCUUUUUCACCUGCGGGAUCAUCUGAGACCAGCCACCCGGACAGCUGAUGAAACUGAGGAGUAUUCCGUUGAAAUUAUUGCAUGUUGCGUUUAUUUUUUUGUUCAGUAUACAAAGCUACAAAUGUCCAGGGAUGCUCAAAUCAACGUGUUCAAUCGAAAAGAAGUGUUUCUUGUUGGAAAAGUUCAGAUAGUAUCUCCCCGUUUCACUCCCUGUUUCAGACACUGAACAUGUCUCCAUAGACAACGUGGUCCCUCAGUAGUCCAGGUUAACAUCCCUACUCUAAUCAGUUCAAUGCCCAUCAGUUCUCUGAAUGGGCGAAAGGUGGCUUCUAUCAUUCUAGUUAUACAGUCCAUUGAUUCAUGGGAACGCAGCAGCAGUACAGGGCACCACACAGUAUUUCCGGUGUCACCUACUGCCGUUGUUCUCUUGAACAAGGCACUUAGCCCCCAAACUGCUCCAGGGGUGCUGAUCUGUGGACUGUGUGUAGUAGUGUCUUGUGGAGUUGUGACAGAAAUAAAAUUACUACUAAUUUCCGUUCUAGCAUCUAUUCUACUCCCCUGUAAUUUGUUGUGGGCUAUGGAAAAAAUGUAAUCUUGAAGGUCAAUCAGCAUUAACAAUCUGUAGGUGUGCUUCUUUCUCAAUAAGAUUACAAGGACUCCUGACCACAUAAUAACUAGGCCUACUCCUCCCCAAAUCUAGUGGGGACUGUAGAUAUGUCUCAUUGUUGUUUUUUUGUCCUGAUUUUAUUAAUCCGCUUUCAACAUUAAUUGUUUUUCUUCUGUUUGUUUUUUUUCAUCUUUUUUUAUAACGCUUUUUAAAAUGUAACUUAAAAGAGUAUUACUAUUAUCAUUAAUCAAUCAAUUAAGUAUUCAAUCAAACCAUUCAGUGGACAUCAGCUCACCAUAGCUCACUGGCCUCUCUAUGACCUGAUCCAGGAGCUGGUUCCUCAGGUAGAAGGUGUAGUUGACUGCUCCUCCAGCCUGCACCACCAGCUGGGUACGGAGGGAAAGGAGAAGGCCCGGGGCCCUGGAGGACUGGGUCACUGA